This is a messenger RNA of Podarcis lilfordi (Lilford's wall lizard), 73723 nucleotides long. Lineage: Eukaryota; Metazoa; Chordata; Lepidosauria; Squamata; Lacertidae. The record is from the annotation of a GenBank genome assembly.
AUGCAAAACCAUUUCCCCGCCCCUCGGAGGGGGCGUGGCUUCCUCGCGGGAAGUUUCCGGAGUAAAGCGGCGCCUGGAAAGACAGCCUCCGUCGCCCGCCCGCCCGCCCUGAUUGGCCUCCAACAUCAGACCCGCCUCCGCAGCGCGGCCGCUGAUUGGUUCCCUGCGCCGGUGAGAGGUGGAGACCUCGCUUCCUGAUUGGCUCCUUGCGUUUUGUUUUCGCGCGGCUCGCUUUGUGGGAAAGAGAGGGAGGAGAGAGAAUCCCGCCCUGCUGAUUGGCGGACGCGCAGGUGGCGCGACGCGGCUACGCCGGCCGAGGCGUCACCCCGGCAACGGCCCAAGCCCUGCGCUGCGGUUGGAAGGGCGCUCCGUCCGUCUAGGAGCUGCGCGGGUUCUGAUUGGACGAGAGGCGGGAGCUUGAAGGGAGCAACCCGGAAGCGCCGAGGGGGCAGAGACCAGGGCACUUCCGGUGCUGAUGUGGCCGGAACCCGGAGAGGACGCGGGCUGAGGAGAAGAGCGGUGAGUCUGCUCCCGGGCCCGGCGAGGCAAGGCUGCCCCUCUCCGCCCGCCCGGAGGGAGCUCGGCGAGCCCUUAGGCUGCUCCUCCGGUGGGGGGGGGGAAGGGAGGCGCGCAGGCAGAAGUUCCACCGGUGUAGCUCAGCGGCCGUUGAACUUCGGCCUGCUGUGCGGCUGCUAAAACCGCAGGGUGCGGAGGCAGCAGCUCCUCUGUUGGAGGGAAGCAGGCAGAAGUCCAACAGGGGCAGCCUCAGGUCGGCCCAGGGAUGGCUCAGCCGGUAGAGCUCAAUCUCGGUGCGUGGCUCAAACAACCGGGGUGGGACUAGAUGACCCUAGUGGUCCCUUCCAGCGCUACAGUUCUGUGGACCUCAGGCCAGCGUGGCUGCACUUGUUGAACCUCGGCCUGCUGAAGCUGGGAACGGAGGGGCAGCGGUGGGAAGCCACUCUCCGUGAUCCCCCACCUUGGAGCUGCCUUCUCAAAAGUGCCCAUGCAACUGUCCAGCCCGGCAUGUCCCUCGCAGCAGAUCCGUUCCUCUCUCCAGGCCAGGUUGCCAUGAGCUCUGCAUCUCUCUGCUCCUGUGUCUUUAACAGCGGCUUGGUCACCCUUCUCUCUGCUCCGCUUGCAGGUGUCUUCCCAUCAAGCACAGGAAAGGCCUUACUGUUUGGGAGCUCCAUUUGGGUCUCUGUUGCCUUGCACCCACCCUGCAGCCUCCUCUUCUCAGUCUCUGCCCCUUGGACUUCCCAUAAGCUGGAAACUGUUGGUACCCUCCGCUUGUCUUGCAGCAAGAUUUACGUAUAAUAAUAAUAAUUUAUUAUUUAUACCCCUCCCAUCUGGCUGGGUUGCCCCAGCCACUCUGGGCGGCUUCCAACAAAAUAUUAAAAUAUAGUAGUCCAUCAAACAUUAAAAGCUUCCCUAAACAGGGCUGCCUUCAGAUGUCUUCUAAAAGUCUGAUAGUUGUUCUUCUAAGCUUAGGGUCCCACUCUCUUGGGGGCCCAAAAUAAAACUAAAGAAAAAAACAAACCUGAAUGUACAUUUCCAAAAUAUAAGAUGAAAAACAAAUAAAAUAAAACCUACAUACAGCAACAGUGUUUUGUGUUGUGUAGGCUCCUAGGAUGUAAGGAAUGGGUCCCGCCUGCUCCCCAAAAUAUCACUGGUUUGCUCCUUUCUAUAUAUAGGGUGCCUACAUUCUGCAUGGACUGGGUGCAUGGCAACAUGUGCAAAUGGCUUGAGAUACCUAUUAGCACCAUAAAUUACCUUAUAGCAUAUAUUCCACACAAAAAACAGCCACAAUUUCUUGUGGACAACGGACAGCUGCACAUAUAAAGGGCCUCAUUACCUUCAGUAGCUUAGGGCCUCAUCAAACCGAAAUCCAGCUCUGCCGCCACCCCUGCAGGUGCUCUUUAAAGGCAGCCUCCUCUUCUCAGUGGACUUCCCAAAAGCUGGAAAUUGUUGGUACCUUUCUGGUUCCAGUGCACCAGUUUGACAGCUCCCAUGUGACUUGGGGUUGCUUUCACACUGCACGGCAUUAGCCUGCCUCGCAAGUAAUGCACAAAUGAGCAAAUGUGCCGGUUCGCUGAGAGAAAGUUGCAGCAUCCCUCCCUCACCUGGAGCUAAGCCAGGAGUGAAACUAGCCAUGAGCUGUAACUGGGGUUUACCACCCAUGGUUCGUCUUAAGUCAAACCACAAAGCUGGGUUCACACUUCAUGCAGACCCAAACCACGGCUUAGCCUCUGAUAGCGUUGCAGCAGCAGUACCACGACCAUCACUUCAGGAACCCGCACGUUUGCUUGCCUGCUCAAAGCCAUGGCUUGGGUGAGCGUUACAUGCAAACUGGGCAGCUACGUUUGAAACCAGGAAGUGGAUAAAAUGUUCCUUAGUUUGUAAUCUUCCAUUCUGUGCCCAGUGCAAAUGGAGAGUGGGCUGUGGCUUCGGUUACUUUGACAAGCUGGAAUUAAGCAAGGCAUGUUUUGUUUUAUUUACUUAUAAAAAUAUAGAGCUCUGUUUCAUUAAGAAAAAACUAAAAGCAGUUCACAACAGAAAUAGAUAAAACAUGCAGUAAAACCUACUAAAGGGUUAAAAAACAGGCAUCAGUUAACCAGUGUGGAAAGAUGUAUUCUUACUUAUGCCCUUUUAAAAAGGUUGGUUUUUGGGGGGAGGGAGGGUGUUAUUGGGUUGUUGUUUUUUUGAUUAUGUAUAUUGUGGUUUUAUAUUUUGAUUUUAUUCUGUGAACUGCCCUGAAACCUCGAGUAUAGGGCAGCAUAUAAAUUCAGUAAAUAAUAAUAAUACUUGCCUGCUGAAUCUCUGUUGACAGAGUAUUCCACAAUACUGGGCGGGUGACACUAAAAGGCAUGAUUUCUCAUUAUCAAGUGAUCUUUUCUUGAUAACAAGGCAUAAACAUUAUGGAAGAGCAGAAGCAGGUGCCUCAGGCUUAUUACCUUAAUUAACCUUCUGCAGAGGAGUUGCCCCAAGGAAUCUGUCUGGGUUGCCGCUCACCUGGCCUGAUGAAUCACCCUCCCUGCUUACUUGACUGAAGGGCGGCUUUGCAUAAGGCUCUGUGUUGGAAAACCACAGGUGUGCUGCCAUGUGAGACAAAGAGGUAUCUGAUUCACCACCUCUAAGUGUAGCUUUCCUAGAGCGAAGUGCCGUAAAAUGCAACAUUUCCCAAGCAUGCAUUUGCUGUAAUUCAUACAACAGCCCAGUAAGGUCAGUCAGUAUUAAUAUCCCCUUAAUACAGGUAGCUGGGCAGUGAUGUGGGGCAGAAAAGAAAUCCCAGUGCUUGCUUUUUCUGUGGAAAAUUUUCCAGUUUGUAAGUUCAUUAGUAACAAUCAAUGAAUGCUAAUUUCAAAUAAACGUUAGACAAGUUCGGCAGUUUCAAGGUUUUGUAGUAAAACUGAUGUGCUAUGUUAGACCACUCUCUAGGGCAGAGGUAGGCAACCUAAGGCCCGGGAGCCGGAUGCGACCCAAUCGCCUUCUCAAUCCGGCCUGUGGACGGUCCGGGAAUCAGUGUGUUUUUACAUGAGUAGAAUGUGCUUUUAUUUAAAAUGCAUCUCUGGGUUAUUUGUGGGGCAUAGAAAUUCGUUCAUUCCCCCCCCCCCCCCAAAAAAAAUAUAGUCCGGUGCAUCGAAAGGUCUGAGGGACAGUGGACUGGCCCAUGGCUGAAAAAGGUUGCUGACCCCUGCUCUAGGGCUUCAGAACAUUUCCUGGUGCAAAUUUUACCCUAUGCAAAUCAUCGUAUUUUGCAUAGGCAAUUCUCUCCCCACUUCCCGAAAAUCAGGUUAGGCUAAAGCUGAGAGGUCCUGGGUUGCCCAAGGCGGCGCUUGGUGAGUCUUGGCAGACUUGGACCAGAGACUCGCUGAUUCACAGCACAGUUUCUUGGCCACACUCAUGCCAGUGAAGUCAAACAGAAUUAACAGCUUCUGAGAAAGUACUUGUUGCUCCCAAUCUCAGCAGCCCCACCCAAAGCGCCCAAGGGAGUUGAGCAGGAAACUCUUAUCGUCAAUGUCCGGGUAGCCUUUGCUGACGUUCUGACUGGUGUUUCAGUGUCCCCUCUGCUUCCAACGAGUCAGUUGUGCCUGUCUGACCUGGGCGAGAACACCAUUUGUUGGAAAGUCAGGAAACUGUUUUUAUAAAUAAAGGGUGAAGCAGCAGGAACAGGGAAUCCCCUCCCUGCCACCGUUUAAAGGUACCUUCAAGUGGCGGUGGCGGUGGCGGUGGCAGGGUGUGUGUGUGUGUGUAUGUGUAGCUGGGGCCUUCCAAUGCUGUUGGAUUGCUGGUUCCAUCACCCCUGACCUUUCACAGUGGGUCUGAUGGGAGCUAGAUUCAGACAACGAAGGUUGUAAAGCCUGUCAGGGUAUUUGGUUUUGAUUCUGCAGCACUUGAAAUGUCCAUGUUUUGGCUGCUGUAGGGAAGCGGUGUGGGUGUUGAGAAUGCAGGUGAUGAGAUGUGGGAAUCUGUUCGCUCAAGGCCACUGCCUCUGCCCAUCCUCCCUCUGCCUUGAGCAGUUUGGAGUUGCUGCGGGUGUGCUCUGCCUUUCAGGGUUUCUUGGUUCUGGUGCAGCAAGUUCAGGCUGGAAAGUCCGUCCUUGGAACAUCCCAAGCGUAGUGUGCAUUCCUCACUCACACAUUCCUUCUUUAAAAAUAAUUUGUGGCCCAUGGUUGACCAGAAAGGAUAAAUAAAAGGAUUCGAUUCCUUUUCAGCUUCUGCAAGCUUCCUAGCCUAGUUGCUUGGAGGUAAUUCUCUAGGCUGCCGGGCAAGGGCCCAUUUAGAAACCUGGGUGAGGAACAGAUCUAAGGAAAUGUCCUUUACCCCAUCAUCUGUGAGGCACAUUCCUGAUUUCUGUAACCCAGUGAAGUGAAUUUCCGGCUUCUGACCAAGGCAAACACUUGGCCUGAGGUGGGCGGGUGUGUGUGUGUGUCAUUCUGUUUCCACGGGGAUGCUUCAUCCUGGACAGCAGCAGAUGGGGCAGUCCCUUAUUCCAUGCAUGCUUGAGAUGUCCGGAUGCUCGAUUCUGUGCGUGGCCUUGGGCAAUAAGCAAGUUCUUCCCUGCCUCUUUUGGCUGUUGGUGCGACAGCAUGGCGGAAGCACGUUCCCUGCGCAGCGACUGAACCUAGCCCCAAACCUUUCCCGUUUGUGUUUGUGCUGACAUCCACUUUCUCCUCCUCCUUCUCUGUCCUGCAAGAGCUGGAGGCUCAAGAUGCUGAGCCGCUUGUCGGGACUGGCCAACACUGUCCUGCAGGAGCUGUCAGGGGAAGGAGAGGCUGCGGAGGCUGCAGAUCUGCCUGAUGUAAGUAGCUUUUUCCCAGCCGAGGCCUGCUGCACAGUGGGUGUGGGGAAGGAAGAGUCCGCAGCGUGCAUGUGCUUCUCCCGAGGUGCCAGCUGGGCUAGGAGGUCCUGGCUGCACACAGGCAGCCAAAAACAAGGAGGGCAUUUGUGCUCAAAGCCUGUGCCUUUAAUUGUCUUGGAAACAGGCAGAAGACAGCAUAAAUACUGGUGAUGAGAUGCCUGCAUUGUGGGGGAUUGGACCAGAUGACCCUUAAAGUCCCUUUCCAUGCAACAGUUCUGUGAUUCUAUAAUGACCUGCGCCAUACACACUAAUUCUGUGAGAAGAUGAGCUGUCACCUUCUGCACUGGCUCCUGGCUCCUCCAUAGAGACCGUGGGGCAUUCAUUAGUAGAUAAGCCUCAGCUCCAAAGCCACCAGUCCGGAGGAUCCCCACCGCCAGCUGUGUUUUCAGUCCUGCAGUCCAAGCAGUAUCACACCAUUUAGAGCUGCUUCACACAUGCACGUUCACUGCCUGCUUUCACACCCAUUGUGUCCUUUAAUUACCGAUGGUCCACAGCUGAACACAGUGGUACCUCUGGAUACAAACGGGAUCUGUUCCGGAGCCCUGUUCGCAUCCUGAAGUAAACGUAACACGCGUCUGCAUGUGUGGGUCGCGUUUUGCCACUUCCGCGCAUGCGCGUGAUGUCAUUUUGAGCAUCUGCACAUGCGCGAGUGGCAAAACCUGGAAGUAACGCGCUCUGUUACUUCUGGGUCGCCGCGGAGUGCAACCCGAAAAUACUUAACCUGAAGCUACUUCAGCCCGAGGUAUGACUGUAUGUGAAUAGCGUCCUCUCAGAAGUGUGCCAAUUGCGGCAGCCCACAAGUUCUGUCUGUGGUGCUUGGUUUGGGAUGGCUCAUUCAUAGAUGCCAUCACCUGGCGACCGCUGCAUGAAGUGGACAUCUUUGUGUGAAGCAGCCCUUGAUUUCUCAAAGCUGUUUCUGAUUACUGCCCUCCGGGACUCUCAGGGCAAAUCCACACCAUACGUUUAAAACACGUCCAAUGCACAUUUAAGCCCAUGACUACCUCCCCUCCCCACUGCCCAAAAAUCCCAAGAACUGUAGUGUGUUAAGGGUGCUGGGCAUCACAGCUUGGUGAGGGGGAACUAUAAUUCCCAGAGUUCUUUGGGGAAGUCAUGUGAGAUGCCUAUGGCAACAUGAGAACAGGCCUUAUCUGUGGUGGCUCCCCAUUUGUGGAACGCUCUCCCCAGGAGGGCCCGCCUGGCAUCUUCAUUACAUAUCUUUAAGUGCCAGGUGAAAACAUUUCUCUUCAACCAGGCCUUUGGCUGAUUAAAGAGUGUAUGGCUUUUUAAAAAACGUGUUUGGGUGGGGUUUUUUGGUAUUAUGUUAUGUGUUUUGUGCUUUUAUUCUGUAAACUGCCUUGUGAUCUUUGGAUGGAGGGCAGUAUGUACAUUUUAUAAAUAAAAAUAAUAAUACGGUGCGGAUCUUCCGCCGCCAGAUGUUUAGUCCUAGGGAUGAAGCCAGAUGUUGGGUCCUUUGGCCAUGGCGUUGUUACACAGAGUUCUUCUUGUUACCCCGCAGGGGCCGGUCCUGGAGCCCAGCCAGCAGAAUGGGGAGGAGACGUCAGAGGACGUUCUGGAACGGCUGGGCCACAUGGAGAGGCUGGUGGCGCAGCUGAAGGACCUGGUGCGCGAGAAGGAUGCUCAGUUACGGCAGAAGGAUGUCCUGCUACAGGUACCGUUCCUCUGUGGGAGGCGUCGCUGCUCAACUCUUCCCUAACUGGGAACCUUUUGUCUGCUGCGACGCUUAAAAUCGCAAAACCGAGAUGGGGGUCAGGAGGCCAUUGAGCCCAGUCUCUUGCCCCACUGCAGGGCCUUGGCUCACGUCAGCCUUUGAACAUGCUGUCAUUCCUGUAUAUAAAAAUUCCCUCCUCUAGGAAGAAAAGCAGGCUGCGGAAGCCAAGCUGCGGAAGCUGAAACUGCAGGCCAAAGCUAAGCUGGCAUCUCAGAGCAAGCGCCUCGAGCAACUUUCAGAACAGGGAGCAGCAUCUCCCGCAACGGACCCUCUUUCUUCCACAAAGGUGAGACUAGCCAGCCUCCUGGUCCAUAAUGUUUACUCUCCUUUCCAUACGGCACACCUUUUUAUUUCUGGACCUCACCUGCCCUCUGUGCUCUCAGAAGCCGUUCUUUGCCCUGGGAAGUAGCUCAGCCACACAGCCGGUUGCUGAAACACUUUUGUCCCUAUUCGCUGCUUGUGUCUCUUGUCUGCUAAGCCGCGGCGGACGCUUGUGAGCUGCAUGGACCUGAGAUCCUCCCACAUUGCCAUGAAGUCCUUGCUUAGGUCCCCUCUGGCUUCUGAUGUGCCUCCCCAGGUACCUCUCAACAAACUCCUCACCCCAGCAGUGAGGACUGGUAGCGUGCCUCUUUUCACAUCUUGAAAGCUUUAGCUACAAGAUUAAAUUACGAAGAGCCCAGGGAAAACCCAUGUUAGUGUCCUUUUUUAAAAAAAAUAUUUUUAUUAAUUUUCCAAUAAAAAACAUCCAGUUAACAUAUCCAAUUAAAACAAAAAACUAAAAUAAAAAAAGACCAAGUUAUAAUCCAAAUUGUAUUUGUUGAUUUUUCGGGGCUCCGCAUAGUCUGGACCUCUGAAGCAUAUCUUCAAAUCUCAGUCCUGCCUCUCCUCGUUGUUUCCAUAUCUUCCACAUCCCAAUUUUAACGCUUUAAAGUUCUCCGUCCCUGGCUCUACGAUUCUCAAUCAUGUCAGAUAUCAUAUAUCCUUUCAAAGCCAUGUUUGUGUUCUAAUAAAGCUAAUGCGUUAAAAAAUACUCAGAAGUGUUUGGCCAGUGGGUUGACCGAACCUCCUCUUUCCCAGUCAGAAGUAUGCUGUUCACAGAUCACUCCCUUUCAGUAACUCGCUGCCUCCUUUUCAGAGUGACCAAGGGACGCGUGAUGAGCGGGAAGAGGAGACCGAGCUUCUGCAAAGGCGGUGUCGGGAGCUGCAGGAAGAGCUGGAGGCAAAAACAAGAAGCCUGGAGGAAGCACAGGCCCAGGUAGGGAGGAAACAACAACAACAACAACAACAACAACAAUAAUUAUUUAUACCCUGCCCACUCUGGGUGGCUCCCAACAGAAUAUUAAAAACCACGAUAAAACGUCAAACAUCAGGAGGAGGUUGUGGAGGCUUUUUGCGGUAUCUUAGUUGCUUCUUUUGGCAUUCUGGGACUCAUUUGAGCAAGGGCAGAACUUGGAAUUGUGGCAUAGAGGUUAGAGAGUUGGGCCAGGACCUAAGAGACCAGGGUACAAAUCCCAUGAAGCUCAACGCGUCGCCUUGGGAGUCUGUCGCUUCCUCUCAGCCUAACCUACCUCACAAGGUUGCUGUGGGGGUUAAAUGAGGGGGAGAACCACGUACGCCACCUUGAACUCCUUGCAGAAAAAGGUGAGAUGUAAAUGCAAUAAAUAAAUAAAUGGAACUCUCUGUACGUUGAGUUGGGUCGUGGCCACCUCCUGCCACUUGCUUCUCGGCAGCUUAUUCUGAGAUGCGUUCAAAGGUAAUGCCUCAGCGCAUUGAACAGCACAGACAUAAGGAGAUACUUCUUCAAAUGGCACAUAGUUUAACUAUUGAACUCCCAUCUGCAGGAGGCGAUGGUGGUCAUCAACUUGGAUGACUGUUGGAGAGGAUUCGGCGAUUCGAAUCCCCGUGACGGGGUGAGCUCCCGUUGCUCGGUCCCUGCUCCUGCCAACCUAGCAUUUCGAAAGCAUGUCAGAGUGCAAGUAGAUAAAUAGGUACCACUCCGGCGGGAAGGUAAAUGGUGUUUCCAUGCACUCUGGUUUCCGUCACGGUGUCCCUUUGCGCCAGAAGCGGUUUAGUGAUGCUGGCCACAUGACCUGGAAAGCUGCCUGCGGACAAACGCCGGCUCCCUUGGCCUGAAAGCGAAACAAGCACCGCAACCCCAGAGUCGUUCGCGACUGGACUUUACUGUCCAGGGGUCCUUUACCUUUACCUUAACCUUAGGCCACGUCAAAGUGCAAGUAGAUAAAUAGGUACCUCUCUGGCGGGAAGGUAAACGGCGUUUCCGUGCGCUGCUCUGGUUUGCCAGAAACAGCUUAGUCAUGCUGGCCACAUGACCAGCUCCCUCGGCCAAUAAAGUGAGAUGAGCGCCGCAACCCCAGAGUCGGCCACGACUGGGCCUAACGGUCAGGAGUCCCUUUACCUUUUCUAGCUACAAAGGCUAUGUUCACUGUUGGAGGGAGUUUGCCUCUGAACGCCAGUUUCCGAGGGAUCACAAGCAGGGAGGAUAAUUUUGUGGCCUGAUCAUUUUCAGGUCCUGUCUGUGGGCUUCCCAUAGACAGGUUGCUGGACUUGAUUUAAAAUACUAAUAUGAGUUUCUUCGCUCCUUGAAAAUCCUUUUUGACUCCCAAGGCACAGGGCAUUCCUGCUAGCAGCUUUUUAACUAGUGUAUUCUCUUGGCAGCUCAGUGCUCUGCAAGAGGAGGUUCAGAAGAAGGACUCUCUCCUCAAGGAACAGGCCCACCGGCACCAGGCUGAAUUGCACCAGCUAGCCGCCCGUUCGGACCUGGAAGCAGAAAUGCAGCAGGUGUGUUGGCAGAGGUUUGGGGGUGAGGGGUGAGAUACAUGCUCCAAUCUGGGCCAGUAAAAGGGAUUGGAGGGCUCAGACAAGGAGAGCUAGAGACAAAGAAGCCCGCAAGUGAAAGGUCCGUGCUGUGAUCUCUGGAUUUGUGCCUCUGAGCCUGGCAAAACUGGUGUUCUCUCUGUCUCAGAACCUGCGGCUGUUGCAACGCAAGCUGGAGGAGCAGGAGGCAGCCUUGCUGGGGCGAACGCAGGUGGUGGAAUUGUUGCAGCAGGAGCUGAACAUUACUGAAGAGCAGAAACAGGUACUCACAUUCAGGACGAUAAGAGCUGGAAGGGGCCAGAAGCUUCCACUCCCUUUGCUGCAAAACAGGACUGACCACCCAUCAACUCUUCCCAUCCUUUGGCUGUUGGCGGCUGGUACCACUAAACCUGGAGCCCAGUGUGUGACAAGCUGUGUUGCAGCACGUUCUGGCCCAGGGAUCAGCAAACUUUUUCAGCAGGGGGCCGGUCCACUGUCCCUCAGACCUUGUGGGGGGGCCGGGCUAUUUUUUUGGGGGUGGGGAAUGAACAAAUUCCUAUGCCCCACAAAUAACCCAGAGAUGCAUUUUAAAUAAAAGAAACACAUUCUACUCAUGUAAAAACACCAGGCAGGCCCCACAAAUAACCCAGAGAUGCAUUUUAAAUAAAAAGGCACAUUCUACUCAUGUAAAAACACCCUGAUUCUGCGGGCCAGAUUGAGAAGGCGAUUGGGCCGGAUCCGGCCCCCGGGCCUUAGUUUGUCUACCCAUGUUCUAGCCAGUUGUCCACAGAGCAAAUACCAUAUUUUCUGUGUAUAACACUCCUAUUUUUUUGGGAGGGGAUUGAGCAGAGUUGUUGAGCUUUUUGCGGGGGGGGGGGCACCGCCGCAACUCACUCUGCAGCCACCUCCAUCGAUCGUUUGAACGCACACCGCCAACAACCUGCAUGCACACUAGAUGCAACCGCAGCUGAUUGCAUGCACACCUCGCCACUACCGUAAAUAGAAUGCACAAUUACCACAGCCAGUCAUCAGCAGGCCUUGCCACAGCAACCAAUCACACGCCCAUCCGGCGCUGCCAGUUUCCUCCUGGCUGCUGCCACCAAUCUCACGUCCUCCCUCUGCUAUCCGUGUAUAAGACGGCCCACAAUUUUUGCCUGUUGUUUCUAAGGAAAACAUUGUAUACACGGGAAAAUACGGUAGUCACAGCAUAUCAGCAUUUCAGGGAAGUCACAUACAUCAGCGUAAAGGAGGAGACUUCUCCCCUCCAAGACUCCAGGGGGAGAAUUCUCUAUAGACUGUUGACAAUGUCUCUGUGACAUUUAAUUCUGCAGUACAAUACAAUCGCAUCUUACUACAGUGGUACCUCGGUUCUCAAACGUCUCCGUUGACGAAUGUUUCGGAACCCGACUGCCAAAAACAUGGUAGUAAAUGCUUCCGUUUUUGAACAGCUUCUGCUGCGUGUUUUUCAAUUUUCUCAGUGGAAUUCGCCGGUUGCCCUUUGUGCCUCGGUUUUCGAACGUUUCGGAAGUCGAACGGUCUUCUGAAAUGGAUAACGUUCAAGAACCGAGGUACCAAUGUAUUAUUAUUCAAUUUUUAUGCCAUCCUCCGUCUGUAGGUCUCAGGGCAGUUCAUAGCAUAAAAAUACAAGAUGAAACACAAAAUGCACAACAACAAAUCCACAAACCAAUAGCUCCCCUUCCACAAACAUAUUGAAAAGGAUAUAGGAUGUCAAACAGCCAAAGGCCUGAUUAAAGAGGAACUUCUUUGCCUGGAGCCUAAAGGUGCAUAAUGAAGGCAACAGGUGAACAUCCUAGGGGAGAGCAUUCCACAAACGGGGAGCCAUUGCAGAAAAGGCCCUGUUCUUGUGUUGCCAGCCUCCGGACCUCUCGAGGGGGAGGCACACGGAAAAGGUCUUCCCAGGGUUCUGUGCAUGCACAAAAAUCGCUUUGCACCCCUGAAAGGCGUGUGUUCUCCUCUUUUCUUCCCAAGGUCCUCUCGGAGAGACUCCAGAAGGUGGAGGAGGAGCUGGAUUCCCUGCACAGCACCUCUGCUUCCGAGAGGCAGGAGUCCCAGAGCCUGGCGGAGAGGCUGGAACUGGAACUGGCAGAGCAGAAGCUGGCCUGCCACCGCUCACAGGAGGAGGUGCAGCGGCUCUCUCAGGAGCUCGCCCAAACGAGGGCGGACUGCGAGCGCCAGAGCCGAGACGCGGAGGAGAGACACGGGCGGGAAAUGGCAGAGAAGAGCCAAGAGAUUGCUGCGCUCCAAAGAGCAGAGCAGGAUAUGCGCUCCAGCUACGAGGCUCUGCAGUCGGAGAACGCCCACCUGUGGCAGAACGCACAGCGGCCACCAGAGCACUCCUCCGAGGAUGGCUCUUUGGCACAGCAAGGUCAGGAAGCAGGCCUUUGUCUGCAGAGAUCUCGGGGGUUAAUGGAAAUAGGCCUGAAUUCUUGAAAGGACAAAUGCUGGAACCUUGGGAGGAAGGAGCAGUUUUUCAAGCUUUGCUUCUGUUCACUGUGUUGGAACGAUCGGCCCUAGUUAUUUGUUCUUCUGUUUUUUAAAAAAUGGUUACAUUUAUAAACCACCUUUUCCUCUAAGGCGCUCAAGGUGGUGUACAGUGGUACCUCGGGUUCCAGAGGUCCGUUCUUAACCUGAAACUGUUCUUAACCUGAAGCACCACUUUAGCUAAUGGGGCUUCCUGCUGCUGCCGUGCCACUGGAGAACGAUUUCUGUUCUCAUCCUGAAGCAAAGUUCUUAACCCGAGUUACUAUUUCUGGGUUAGGAGAGUCUGUAACCUGAAGCGUACGUAACCUGAGGUACCACUGUACGUGGUGCUAGGACUGUCCUACUCUCAUGUAGGACCCUGGCAGAGACACAUGCCUGACUGGCAUGUUCUCUCCCUCCUGGUUGAUCGUUCGGGAGCUUCAGAAGCUUUCUUCAGCCCGAACAUCACAGCGACUGAUACCAAGAGGCAUCAGCACACUUAAGAUCCUGCAGAGUAUUUGCAGUUUGCGUAACAGAACUCGGUUGCACAGCAUUUUGGCUAAUCUACGUUUAUUUACAUAUAAUGCACUCCUAGCAUUCUGACUUAGCUCCUUCCUCUUUCUCAUCAGACAGCAAAAAGAGAAAGGACAAAGGACAAUAGUCCCAUUUCACGGAACACAGUAACAUAAACAUCCUGUCUCCGUCACUUCCCACUAUGUGGAAUGAAAACACACCGUCAUGUGAUAGACAACAAUCUCAUGACUGCAAACACGGAGCAAGAAUCCUAACACGUGGUUCACCUUCCCCCCUCCAUUUUAUUCUCACAACAACCCUGUGAGGUGGGCCAGGUUGAGACACGGUGGCUGGCCCAAGAUCGCCAAGCAAAUUUCAUGGCCGAAUGAGGAUUUGAACCCUGCUCUCCCGGGACCUUGUCUGACACUAGUUACGCCGUUCGAGGCUUGAGUUUGGCAGCAUUUGUGGGGUUUGCUUGUGAUGACGGUGCUGCAUUGGCUUGAAGAACAGGUCAGCUUGCAGACCUGCCAUCCUGAUUGCUGCACCUUUUGGCAGCCUUUGUCUCCAGGCUGUUGAAAGUGGACCCGAGGGCAGCUCUCAGAAUGGAAGCUUGUCCUUCUUUUACAGAGUGAAAGCCGAGUCCUGGUGACAACCACUCACUGACGGAAAAGCAAAUUCCGCAAGUGUAGUGCAGGAUGACACAGCCCUUUGUUGGUGCUGGCUCCGAAGAGGUGGCGCUGGCUCCAGAUGUGGCUGGGAAACUAACCUUCCACGUUUGUUUCCCCAGGGGAGCUCCCAGAAAGGCCCAAGGAGUCUGACCAUUCACAGGCCGAAUCCAAAGCACUUACAGCUCAGGAAGGAAAGCAGCUCUCUACGCCGAGCGAGGUAACUGCUUCCCCGAAGGCCCCAGCGAACCAGGGAGGGGCAGACCAGCCUGUUUCUGGCCCCCGCCAGCUGUGCAUGUGUCCCUUCAUCAGUCCAUUCCAUCUAUUUCCCACAUCAAUCUGCAAAAGUUAAUUUGUGUUCCCUGUGUCUUUCUGCUCUCCAGCUGGCCACUGGAGAGGAUACAGCAACUUUUGCAAGAAAUGCCUGGCAAGAUGAGCAGCGCAAGACUCUGGAAGCUCUGCAAGCAGAAAAUGGUACCUUUCUUCUUCUUUCGCCACUUUCCACCUUCUAAAACCUGUUUGUGAUCUGCUUUCUCCAGCCAGGGCUGUGUGGCUUCCCCCCAGGAAUCCCGUAUAAAUAGAUUAAGAUGAAGAGCAACUGCUAAUGGUUGCAGGGAAAGGCAGAAGAGCUAUGGGUUCAGUGGGCUGGAGGAUGAUGAUACUGAUAAAUAUACCACCCUUAAUCCAAAGAUCCCAGGGCGGUGUACAACAUUAAGAACAUACCUUACGCAGCAGAAUAGUAAAAACAUAGUACAGUGUAUAACAAUACACAGCAUAAUAAUAAAAUAAUCAUCGUAACAGCUCCCUCCACCUUUAAUAGGCAAGAGGUUAUUUAAGGCCUGGGUAAAGAGGAAUGUUUUUGCCUGGCACAUAAAGUGAUGGCGCCACGCGAGCCUCCUUGGGGAGAGCAUUCCACAACUGGGAGCCACCACAGAAAAAGGCCCCGUUCUCGUGUAACCCUCUCUUGGGAAGGGGGAAAAUAGAGAAGGGCCUCGUACGAUGACUAUGAGUUUUUCUUCAGCUUUCCAGCCCCUCUCCUUUGCAAGGGCCCAGGGUUGUGGGUAGGUCGCACCCUUAAAAAGAAAAUAACCCCCAACAGUGUCUUCAGUGGAACACUCACUGAACCCAGUUAAAAUUCCUGCCUGCUGGCUUGCGCCUGGCCAACCAAAAGCCAACCCAGUUCUUGAGUCCUGUGCUCCAACUUGGACUUCACCUCUUGGAUCAGGGCCUUCCAAGGUCUCUAUGCACACACACAUCUCUUGUGUGUGCUGAUCUUGUACAGGGUUUGCACACAGCCGGGAUAAUUCAGAGUGUUCUUGGCAGAGAUCUUGACACAGCCAGACUCCUGAGAGAUUACGAUAAUCGUGUUUGUUGCAGCGCAAGUGGGUGUUUGCGCUUGGAGGGGGUGGUACUGUUCUAUUGUUAAGCUGGAUGGGCUUUUAAGAUUUCACAUUCAGAUGUAUGUGUUUUUAAGGCAACAGAUAAAUAGACCCUUAACAAGCUUGCAAGGGAGAGACCCCCUGUUCUCCUGUGAUCCGCCUCUUCAGAGCAAGUGGAUUCUGCAAGUUGAGAAUCCAAGAAGGCAGGCUCAGCAUCAGGCAGAGGGCCCCCCCCCAAACUUGAGACUUUUUUAUCUUCGGGGCCAAAGAGCAGAUCAUUUCAUAGAAGUUUAUGGAGUGAUGCGUGGCAUGGAGAGUGCUAGGACUCAGGGACAUCCUAGGAAGCUGAAUUGGGACACGGGUGGCGCUGUGGAUUAAACCACAGAGCCUAGGGCUUGCCGAUCAGAAGGUCGGCGGUUCGAAUCCCCGCGAUGGGGUGAGCUACCAUUGCUCGGUCCCUGCUCCUGCCCACCUAGCAGUUCAAAAGCAUAUCAAGUGUAAGUAGAUAAAUAGGUACCGCUCCAGCGGGAAGGUGAACGGCGUUUCUGUGCGCUGCUCUGGUUCGCCAGAAGCGGCUUAGUCAUGCUGGCCACAUGACCCGCAAGCUGUACGCCGGCUCCCUCGGCCAGUAAAGCGAGAUGAGCGCCACAACCCCAGAGUCGGCCACAACUGGACCUAACGGUCAGGCGUCCCUUUACCUUUACCUUUAGGAAGCUGAAUCUUUGAAGAUUUGGGGCAGAUAAAAGGAAGCCCUUCUUCAUAGUUAAACUAUGGAACUUGUUCCAAAGGUGAAAGGGCAUGGCCUCAACCUGAAUGGCUUUAAACGCAAUGCAGACAAAUUCAUGAAGGCGAUUAUGCUAACAACCCAAGUCCCCUGUAGGGAAAAUUGCACCAUUUCCCUGAACUGCUCCCCUUCCAGUCUUCUCAAUCCUGUUGAGCUUUUACUUUCCCUUGAGAAAUCGUCGCUCUUGAGAAGCGUGUCCCGGUGCCAUCACCUCUUCCAGGACAUCCUGUAACCCUCCUUUCUCUAGAGAGGAUAUGAGCUCAUGGCCUGGCCUGGCCUGACCUGACACCACUCCAUUUACAGCUCUGACCCCAAACUCCGGCCUCCUUCCAGAUCCCGCUUCCUCCUUGGCUUCUUCUUCUGAUUAACACUUCUCCUCCCUCGUCUCCCUUUUCAGAGACCCUCCGCUCCAAAGUUGCCAUGCUGGAAAAGAGGCUCGAAUUCCCUGUGGUUUCGGCAGAGUCAAACCAGGUAACCUCCGAGCAAAAGUAGAAUGGACGAAGAAGCCCUUCCAGUAGGCUAAGCUCUUGGCCUGAGAGCGGCUCCUACUAAGCUGCCCUCUUGGCUGCGCCCAGCAAUCCUCUUUGCUGGUUAUUAUUAGGAGGCUUAAUGUGGGACACACACAGAGAGAACGCUUAGGAAUUUCACCUGGAGUUUUGCCCACCCUCUUAAAUGGGCUUUCAGAGCACUGCUGUUGCGUCCUCAGAGGUGACCCUUCUCCCCUUGUGUUUCCCUUACGUUUUAUAAUAAUAAUAAAUAAUAAAUUUUUAUUUUUACCCCGCCCUUCCCGGUUCAGAAACCAGGCUCAGGGUGGCUAACAACAAAUUUAAAACACUUAAUUGAUGCAACAAAAAACAGCAUAAAAUCCAGUAUAAAACGUGAAUAACAAUAAAUUCAGAAUUCAGAAUUCAAUUGGGGGGGGGGGAAUCCAUCCAAUAAACAUUAGAUGAUCACCAGGGCUAGCUGGCUAAAUUAGUCCUAUUUGGGCCAGCGAGGAGACCAGGGAGAAUUAGCUGUGGGGUCUCAGAGCAGGUAAUCUUCAUAAAAAGGGAAGAGGGAGGGAAGGAAGGGGAAUAAAAGAUCAGGCUGAAUUCAAAUUAAAGGCCAGGCAGAAUAGCUCUGUCUUACAAGCCCUGCAGAAGGAGGUUAAAUCCUGCAGGGCCCUGGUCUCUUGGGACAGAGCAUUCCACCAGGUCGGAGCCAUCACUGAGAAGGCCCUGGCCCUGGUGGAGGAUAGUCUGACUUCCUAAGGGCCUGGGACCUCUAAACUAUGGUUAUUCAUAGACUAUGGUCUAAGACCUCUGCGGGGCAGACCAGGCCUACAUUUUGCAUGUGCAGAGUAUCUUUCAUGCUCUCGGCUUUUUCUCUUGGCAAGCCGCUGCUGUUCCCUGGCCCCUCUGCAGCCAGGUGGUUCUUCGGGAGAGCCAAAAUGCACACCUGCCUCUAAUUUCCACUGGCAAAGAACAGCUCUCCUUUUCACCUGUCCUGAAUGAGAAACUCCUGUUGUAUUCGCAUUAACGACUUCUCAUUUUUUUCUUGUAGCUCAGACAUCAUUCAUAUGUGUGUGUUUGUAUAUGUGUACACACACACACACACACACACACAUAUACCCUAUUUUUCCAUGUAUACGACUAGGUUCUUUCCCUAAAAAAUAAUGUCAAAAAUUAGUGGGCGUCUUAUACUCUGGGCCAUCUCCCCCCAUUUUCUUAAAUCUGAGUCCCCCAAAAUAGGGGGCGUCUUAUACAUGGGGGGGGGUUUAUAGACGGAAAAAUACGGUAUGUUUAUCAUUGGCAUUUGAAGGAACGCUAAUCAAAAUGACAUCUUGGGGGUCUUUUUAGGAGCAAGUAUCAGACCAGUAGAUUAAAGCGAACCAUAAAACUAUUAUUAUUUUGUUUCAUAAAAUUUAUAUUCCGCCUGAUGGUUGGAAAAAACUCAAAGUGGUUUCCAAACAGACAAUAGCCUCAAAUCUAUGAAAGGAGUUCUGUAGAAAUGACUGAGAGAGACGCAAAGAUGUCUGAAAGUUGCACCAAGUGCGGCUUACUGUGCUGCAGUUGGCUCCCCUGAACCCUAAAUUCUGGCAUCACAAACCUGCCACUGCUGUCGGAGGAAGCCCAGCUCUUGAGGGCUGGUCUGGCUGGUGUCUGCUGAGGUUUUCCCCCAGCCUGGAGGGAAAAUCAGUAGCCCUCUGCCCUUGAGAUUUUAUUCCAUUCAUCUUUCCCUUCCUUCAAAGGCUUCAGGCUCAGCAGAGCAAAAUAUCCUCCUAUCUGCAGGCAGGGGAGCCAUGAGAUUUGGUUAGUGAUGAGUCACAACAAUCAGGAAGGGCAGUACAAAGGCUUCUCGCGAGGAGCUUUGAGGGUGCGGCAAAUGGUUGCUGCAGGAGGGGAACGAAUCCACUAGGGGAAAAAAGCUGUGUUAAAAAGAGAACACCACGCUGAGGUUAUGAGAAUUCUUCAUAGACAGUCAGCUAGUCCCCUUGAUGUGGGUUUUCUGCAAGGGAGACAGUUUCUAGUGCAGCAGCCAGUCUGGUGGUUGGUAACACUCGAGACCAGUUUACCUAUGAGAUCAGCUUACCCAACACAUGCCUAGUCCUCCGCUUCAAUCGGCAGAGCUGGCGCUGUUACAAGUGCGACAAAAAACUCGAUAUUUUAGUAAGGCAGCCCCUACACUUUGGAACUCCCUGCCGAUUGAUAGCCGGUAGUGCCGUCACCAAACUCUUUUUGGUGACUGCCAAAAGCAUUGUUGUUUAGACAAGCCUUCUCAGAUCUUUAGAAAGUAGAUAUGAAUUUUAAUCUGCUUUUAGUCCAUGGUUAUUUUGAAAGUUUAAAUUUAUUGUUCUUAAUUUAUUAUUUCAUUUUUUUUGUAUAAGCUGCUUUGAAUCGAGCAAUAUACAAAAUUUAUAAAAUAAAUAAUAAUAAAACACUUCCCUUUCUUUUCUUUUCUCCCAGAAGGUCAGCUGUGUUGAAACAGGCGUUGAAAUGCAAACUUCAGGGCUGACGUCUGGAAUUGAUGACCCCUUCCCUGGGCCUGGCAGUAAGCAUCUCGAAGCUGUGCGAUACAGGCAUUGAGGGGGGAGGCACUUAGGGGACAGGUGGAGGGGCCUCUGGUGGCCUGCUUUCACCUUUCCACAAGUGGGGAGCCACCACAGAAAAGGCCUUGGUACCUCUCAUGGAGGGAGCACAUGCAGAAGGGCAUCAGAGGAUGAUGGCAGCGAUUGAGUCAGUUCAUAUGGAGAGAGGCGAUCCUUGACGUAUUGCAGUCCUGAGCCGUUUAAGGCUUUGUAGGUCAAAACUGUCACUUUGAAAAAUCAAUAGCAAUAAUUUAAAACUUUCAAAUAGUUGAAAGUGCCACAAAGCUGGCUUUUUCUUCAGCUGACUCUCUCCUCUGUUCUUUGGCUAGGUGUGCCUGACGGUCUGAGAAGCAACAGCGUUGAAGGCCUCUGCUCACCAGAUGAUCCUGUUGCCUUAACUCAGGUAGGACCCCACCCCCCGCUUCCAUCUCCUGGAUUUGCUUUCUUGAAUUAUCUCCGUUGUUCUUUUUUUAACAAAAGCCCUGCAAUACUUUCUCUCUUCCCUCCCUGUCCUUUUCCCUUUUGUGCCGUGUUUGGUUAGUAAACCUGCAGGAAGGGACUGUCUUGUCUUGAUUGUACAUAAGCCACCGCAGAAGCAUUUGAGUCAACGUACAAAUGCUCAAAACAAGUAAACAAAAAAUAGGCCCCCUGUCAUCCCCGUGCUACAGUCAUGGGGGGAGGUGGCGGAGAUGGGAGCUCUGAUUGCCUCUGCUGUGCUCAUUCCUCAAACUUUGCCUUGCUGGAGAACUAAACUGCCCCUUCUUCUCAUUUCAGCCCAGCCCAGAGGCCACGGACAACACGCCCCCCGGUGUCCUGGACUACCUUUCUGCAAAGAAACACAAAGAUCUGUCCGUCUUGAUGCUGGAGAUGCAGGAGGCGCAGGAAGAGAUCGCGUUCCUGAAGAGGCAGCUUCAGGACCCUGCCGGAGUUGAGCCUCCGCUGCCAGGGGAGUCACAAGCCAGUGGCGGAGAAGAAGACGGGGUGGUCCUCAUCCAGAGUGAUUCGAGCAGCAGCUCGCUGGUCACCGUAGAAAUUCAGGAGGAGUCCUCUCCCCUUCCGGAGACACUCUUGGGGAAAGACGACCUCUCCACAGAGGACAGAGAAGCAGCUAAGGAGCCUUCUCCAGCAAAGCAAGAACUGGAAAGGUUGCAUCUCGAAAUUGCCGGGCUGCGUGCAAGCCAACAGGAAGCAGAGGAGCUCCACAAGGGGGUCUUGGAAGAGAGAGACACAGAAAUCAGGCUGCUCCAGCAGCUGGCAGAGGGUUCCUCUGGGGCCGUGGACACUCUCCGUGCUGAGAGGGAUCAGCUCCUGUCCCAGCAGAAGGAGCUGGAGGAGCAGGUGAGGCGGCUGGAAGGGGACCUGGCCGACUCGGAGAAGCGGCGGCUCUCCAGCCACGAGAGCGGGGCGUCCCAGCUGGCCCUGCUGCAGGAGCAGCUCCAGAGCUUGCAGAACGAGGCCAAGUCCAAGGAGGUGAAGAUUGCCGCUCUGCAGAAGGACCUGGACGAGACGCAGUGCCGCCUGGUGGAGCAGGACCUGCAGGGGAGGAGCCUGAGAGGCUGUCUGGAGGAGGGGGAGGGGGAAAGGCAGGCGCUGUCAGCACGGCUGCAGGAGGCCUCCGCCAAGGCCGAGGAGCUCUCCCAGAGCCUCGCGUCAAAGGAGUCGGAGGCCGCCCGGCUGCAGGGGCUCCUCUCGGAGAGCGCCGCCGAGGUGGAGAGGCUGCGGCUGGAUGUGGCGGAGCGGGAGCAGCGGAUGGAAGAAGUCAGCAUGGGCAUGUCCAGCCGGAUGGUGCAGCUGAACGAGGAGAAGUUCUUGCUGGGGAAGGAGCUGGCGAGCCUGACGGAACAGCUGAGUCUGGUCGCAGAAAGGAAGGAGACGAGAGAGCAGGGCGUGGGGACGGAGGAGGAGGAGAAGGUGCCUGAGCAGCUGGCGGAGAGAUCUUCACCCACCAGCGAGGAGGCAGAAGCAUUGCGGAAGGAAAACGAGCUCGUCCGGAAGAAGCUGCAGGCGGCUCUUGUCAGCAGGAAGGAGCUCCUGAGCAAGGUCCACAAACUGGAGAAGGCACUGGAAGCAGGGAGCGGGGAGCCUGCAGGGCCUGGGGCCAGAGUCCCAGAGGCCCAUAAGGAUGGAGAGGAAGAGGAACCCCCUGAGAGCAGCGUAAGCGCAGAUGGCAACGGGCGGCCUGCAAGGCGAGGCAGGGCUGCUUCUCUGGGCCAGCUGGUUCCGGAAAAGGAGGCCGAGCUGCAGCGCAUCUUGGGGGAAAAGGAGUCCGCUGUGCUCGCGCUGCAGGCUGUGGUCGGGGAGCUUCGGCAGAGUGUGCAGGAGAAGGACCUCCUCAUCGGUGCCCUGCGAGCUGAACUUGAGGGCCGCAGCUCAGCCCCCGAGAAACAGGCACCAGCCAGAGAGAGCACGGAGGUUUCCGCCAUUCCUCCUGCUCUUCCUCCGUCAGACAGCACUGCUGAACCCAGCCUGGAAGGAGAGCCGAGGGGUGCUCUGGAGGAGAGGAUCUGCGCUCUGGAGCAGGAGAGGGAGCAGCUGCAGAGGAAGCUCCAGGAAGCCCUGGCCUCCCGCAAAGACACCAUCAAGAAGGCCCAGGAGAAGAACCGCCAUCACCGCGAGCAGCUCAAGCAACAGAAGGACGACUACGGUCUCCUGCAGGAGCAGUUUGAGCAGCAGAGCCGAGAGAAGGAGAAGCUGCAGGGUCAGCUCCAGGAUCUGAGCCAGGCCCUGGAGAAGGCCUCUCUCCCUCCCGAAGAUCCGGCCCCUGGAAGCUCCAUGGCGGCCGGAGAUUUUGCAGCUGUGGAAGCACUCAAGGCAGACCUUGAGAAGCUCAGGGCUGAGAAAGGGGAGCUGGAAGCCCAGGUCAGGCACCUGGAAGGGGAGCUCAGGAGCAAGUCUGAGGCAGCUCUGCAGCUCCAGGAGCAAGUCGGGCAGUUGGUAGCUGAGUUGGAAACAGUGAAGGAAGCCUGCCGCCAGGCCGAAACCCGUGCAGCAAGCCUUGGGCGAGAGCUGGAGGAGAGCCAGGCCGAGGCUGCCAGGCAAGAGGAUCUGAGGCUUCGCCAAGCAGCUUUAGAAGAGCAGAAGGAGCUGGCCAGCAAGGAAGAAAUUGAACACCUCAAUGCUCAGCUAGUGGACAAAAGCGAGUCUUUGCGUGGCCUGCAGGCGGUGCUGCAGGAGAGAGAGGAGGCCUUCAAGGCCCUGCAAGGACAGCUGGAGGAGGCCCAAAGCAAGGAGCGGUCCCAGCGCCUGGAGGCUGAAGCCCAGCAGAAGUCGGAAGCGGCGGCCGCCGAGGAGCAGUCCAAGAGCCAGCUGCAAAGGAAACUGCAGGCUGCACUCAUCUCCAGGAAGGAGGUGCUGAAGGAGAGCAAGGCCCUGAAGGAGGAGCUGGCCGGCACCAAGGCUGCUCUGGAGAAGACGUCCCGCCUCCUCUCGGAGGCAGAGAACCGAGCUUCCGAGCUGGGGAAGGAGAAGGAGGCCCUUGGGGAGAGGCUGGCGGCCCUCGGAGAGGAGCGGGAGAAGCUCAUCACGGAAGUGGACAGAGCCCUGGUGGAGAACCAGAAUGUCUCCAGCUCCUGCGAGAGCCUGAAGCUGGCCCUGGAGGGCCUGACCCAGGAGAAGGCCCGCCUGGAGGAGGAGGCGGAUGCCUUGCGGCGCUCCCAAGCCCAGGAGCUCUCCGAGUGGCAGCGGAAGCACGCGGAGCUGCAGGCGGAAUACGAGACCCUCCUGCAGUCGUACGAGAACGUCAGCGGCGAGGCGGAGAGGAUGCAGCGGGUGGUGGAGGGCGUCCGGCAGGAGAAGCAGGAGCUCUUCCUCAAGCUGAAGGGCGUGGAGGCAGAGAAGAGGGAGGCGGAUGCCCGCCUGCAGGGGGCCGAGCAGGAGAUGGAGGGGAUGCGGGAGAAGAUGCGGAAGUUUGCCAAGUCCAAGCAGCAGAAGAUCCUGGAGCUGGAGGAGGAGAACGAGCGGUUGAGGGCGGAGAUCCAUCCUGCGGACGGUUGCCCGGGAGGGGCAGAAGGGGCAGGCGCCGACCUCCAGGAAGAGCUGGAGAGCUCCAGGCAGGACUGCAAAUCCCUUUCCAGCCAGCUGGAGUUUCUCAAGGCUGAGAAGGACGCCCUGAACCAGCAGAUCCAGGACUUGAGGCAAGCGCUGCAAAGCAAAGCACACAUGAAAGAGGAGGAGGAGGAGGUGGCGGCAGUGAAAAGUGAGGAAGUCACUUCCAGCUCCUUGGUGGAGCCCCUAGAGGCUCAGGUGGAUUCAGGAGCACGUUGGCAACCUCCAGAAGCCGCUCCCGCGGGCCUGGACACCCAGGAAGACGAAAUCUGCAAAGCCAGCCCUCCUCGUGACGAAACAAACAGGUCCUUGCAGCAAUUCACUGAACAAGUUGCAGACCUGGAGGAGAAGAGGCAGGUGGCGGAGGAGGAGCUGAGCAGGGUCCGGAGGGAUGUGGAAACCCUGAGCGAGGAGAAGAAAGUGCUGGAGGGACUGUUGGCUGCCAAAGGCCUGGAAGUGGAAGCUCUGCAGGAGAAGGUCCUCGAGAUGGAGCGAGCCAGCCAGCAAACGGAGGAGCAGCUUGCUGGAGCCCUGAAGCUGAAGGAGGCCUUGGAGGCCGAGAAGGACGACCUGGAGGAGAGGCUCAUGAACCAGCUGGCGGAGCUGAACGGGAGCAUCGGGAACUACCAGCAGGACGUGGCGGACUUGCAGAGCAACAACCAGCAGCUCCUGAGCGAGGUGGAGAGCCUUCGAGGGGCCUUGGACCGCUUGGAGGAUGAGAAACGGCAUCUCCUGCAGGAGAAGGCAGAUGCAGAGAGGAAGAAAGAACACGUGGAGAAGCUGAAAGGUGCCUGGAAGGGCGAUAGUGGCCGGGCACAGGUGAAGGAGCUCCAGGAGCUGCUGAGGGCGAAGCAGCAGGAGGUGAAGGAGCUGCAGAAAGGCUGCAUUAAAAGCCAGGAGAAAAUCAGCAGCCUGGAGAAGACCAUCAAGGCCCUGGAGUUCGUCCAGAGCGAGUUCCAGAAGGAGCUGGAUGCCGCCAGGAAGAGCUUGGCCAAGGCCGAAGAGGACACCCAGAAGGCCCAAGCAGAGCUGGCCACCUGCAGAGUCUCGCUGGAUGAUACUCAGAGCGAGGCGGCCAGAGUCUUGGCCGAGAGCCUGAAGGCCAGAGAGGAGCUCCAAGCGAGCAAAGCAGAGGUCCAAGCGCAGCUGAGGGCGAAGGAGAAGGCCCUCGAGAGGCGGCUGGAGCGGGAGAAGGACAAGCACUCGAAGGAGGCGAGGAACAUGGAGGAGAGGCUGCAGGCCCUGCAGAGGGAGCAGGCCCGCUCGGAAGCGGCGGCGCGGGACCUGCGGGAAUCCCUGCGCCGGAAGGACCAGGAGGCCAAGCAGCUGCAAGGCAACCUGAACCACACCUUGGCCCAGCUGGCCGCCUUCACCCGGAGCAUGUCCUCCCUGCAGGACGACAGGGACCGCGUGAUCGACGAGUCCCGGCAGUGGGAGAAGAAGUUCAGCGAGGCCAUUGAGAAGAAGGAGCAGGAGGUGCGCGCCCGGGAGCAGGCCUGCGCCACCUUGGAAGAGCAGGUGAAGCAGAUGGCAGCCCAGGUGGAGGACCUGCAGAGCCGCAUCGCCAGGUAAAGAAGGGUGGCGCUGGGAGGAAGGGGGUGGCUGCCCCCUCCCCAAAAGACUCUGAGCGUGCAGGGAAGGGUUGUGGCCCAGUGAUUAGAGCUGUUCUUGGACCACAACUCCCAUCGUCCAUAGCUAGCAGCGCCACUGGUCAGAGAUGCUGGGAGUUGUAGUUCAACCACAGCUGUUACAUUCAUUCCCCCCAUGUUGGCUUUACUCUAGGUCGGGUAGUAGGCAACCUAAGGCCCGGGGGCCGGAUGCGGCCCAAUCGCCAUCUCAGUCUGGCCCAUGGAUGGUCUGGGAAUCAGAGUGUUUUUACGAGUGGAAUGUGUCCUUUUAUUUAAAAUGCAUCUCUGGGUUAUUUCUGGGGCUUAGGAAUUCGUUCAUUUCCCCCCAAAAUAUAGUCCGGCCCCCUGCUGAAAAAGGUUGCUGACCCCUGCUCUAGGUUCAUCUGGAGUUCAUAGAACAAUAGCUGUAGAAUUGCAAAGGACCUACAAGGGUAAUCUAAUUCCCUGCAAUGCAGGGAUAUCAACUGAAGAAUCCCUGACAGCCGGCCGUCCAGCCUCUUUUUGAAAACUUCCAGGGAAGGAGAGUCCACCACUUUUUGAGGGGGGGAAAUGUUUAGCUGGAAUCUCCUUUCUUGUCACCUGAAUCCAUGGGUAAUAAUAAAUUAUUAUUAUUAUUAUUAUUAUUAUUAUUAUUAUUAUUAUUAUUAGGGUUCUGCCUUCUGGAGCAGCAGGAAACAAGCUUCCAUUCACAGCCCCUCUCUCUCUUCUCCAGCCUAAACACCCCCAACUCCCUCAACCGUUCGGCAUAAGGCUCAGUUUCUAGACCCUUCCCAUUUUCUGCACACCUUCCGCCUGGGUCUCCAUGGGAUUCGUUGGCUAGAUUAUGAAUCUUCCGUUAGCCGUGGGAUCCUGCUUGCUUUUGAUGGGGAGUGAGGACAAAACAACAACAAACCUCUGGUUACGUGAAACAUUGUCAAUAAACACACAAGAUGUAACCGGCUGUAUGUGUGGAAAAAAUGAUAUAUACUAUUUAUUGUAUUGAAUUGUAGAUUUCAACAGAAGUAGCUCAUAAAGGUCAACGAAAAACAUAGAAGACCCAGUGGAUCAAUUCAUUCUCUAAUCAGUUUAUGCAUAAGGUCCAUAUAUGUGAAAGUGUCUAUUCCACCUGCCUGUUCAUGGAGUCCAACAGUCCACACGAAAGGUUGUUGCAGUUCCACAGAAUCCUUUCACAGAGUCUAAGACAAGGAUUUUCGGAAUAUUAGUCUUGUUUUGCCGUUUUGGGCUUCAUCAGUAGUACAAACUCUAGGUAAUGCAAAUAAAUAUAAUAUCGUAAUCUCACACAUUUUUACAGCAAAAAUAAUAUAAAAACCGUCAGCAACUGUACAUACCAUAUAUGAUAUCACAGGACAGUGGAUCUUAGUAGCAGCUGCUGUUGUUGAAAUCUACAAUACAAUGAAUAGUAUAUAUCAUUUUUUCAAAUGUACAGCUAGUUACGUCUUGUGUGUUUAUUGAUUAGGGAGUGAGGACAGGCAGAGGACUUUCCUGCUUUGUGUCUGAUCCUGCCCUUCUCUGCUUUCGCAGCCUGGAACGCAGCAAAUCGGCACAGGACUCCAGAGCCCAGAAGGAGCACCAGCGUCUCCUGGAGGAAGCUGAGUCGCUCCAGGAGGAGAAAAGGGGGCUGGUGAUGCAGCUGGAGGAAGCCCAGCGGCUGCUCCGAGACUCCCAGGACCAGAUCCAGAAACAGGAAGCGCAGCUCCAGAGCCAGAGCGAGAAGCUGGCCGGCCUGCAGGACUCCUUCACGAAGUGCCUGGAGGAAGUGGACAGGCUGGCGGCCACGGCGAAAACCCAAGAGGCUGACCUGCGAGAGAGCCGGCUGAGUCGGGAGCAGCUGGAGGCUGACCUGCGGGCAUCCAAGGACCUGACGGACAGGCUCCACGCGGAGAUGAGCGUCACGGACCAGAAGAUCAUCAGCCUGGUGGCCGCCAAGGAAGAGGCCGUUUCCUCCGCCGUGUCGGAGCUGCAGCGGCAGCACCAGGAGGAGCUGAAGGAGCUGGAUGCCAGGAUCAGCCAGGCGGGAGAGGAGAGGGCAGCCUCGGAGGCCGAGAAGGUAAAAGCCCUGGAGAAGGUGGAGCAGCUGGGCAGGAAGCUCCAGAGCACCCAGGAGGAGAGCAAGCACCACAAGGCCCAGCUGGACUCCUUCACCAAGUCCAUGUCCUCCCUGCAGGACGACCGGGAACGGGUCCUGGGCGACUAUCGCCAGCUGGAGCAACGGCACCUGGCGGCCAUCCUGGAGAAGGACCAGCUGAUCCAAGAGGCGGCGGCCGAGAACAACCGACUUAAGGGGGAGCUGCGGAGCCUCCACAGCCGCAUGGACGACCUGCACGCCGAGAACGCCAAGCUGGACGCCGAACUGGUGCGCUACCGCCAGGACCUGAACCAGCUGCUCUCCAUCAAGGACAGCCAGCAGAAGCAGCUGCUCAAGACCCAGCUGGAGCGCAUCCGGGCGCUGGAGGAACAGCUGCGGGAGUCCGAGCGUGUGGUGGAGGCCCUGCGGCUGGAGAAGCGCAGCCUGGGGGAGCAGGCAGAGUUGCUUGCGGCCUCCCUCUCCCGGGCGCAGAGCGAGGUGGCGGCCCUGCGUGAGGACGGGCCCCUCCUGGAGCUGCAGGCGCAGCUGCUGGGCAAAGGGGAGGAAGCGGAGGAGCUGAGCGGGCAGCUCUCGCUCGCCCGGAGGCAGGCGGCGGAGCUGGAGGAGGAGCUGGCCCUGCUCCGGCAGAGCACCAGCCACAAGAUGCAGGAGGCGGAAGCCCAGAUGAAGGCGGAGCUGAAGAGCUUGCACCACGACGCCGGGCUGAUGCGGAACGAGACGGAGACGGCAGAGGAGCGGGUGGCCGAGCUGGCCAAAGACCUCCUCGAGAUGGAGCAGAGCCUCCUGGCUGUCACAGAGGAGAACCAGGACCUGAAGGCCCAAGUCCAGUCCUUCGGGAAGGCCAUGAGCUCACUCCAGGACAGCUGGGAUGAGUGCAACGAAGAGCUCCGCGCCAUGGAGAAGAAGUAUUCGGCGGACUUGGAAGAGCAGCGCUUGCUGGUUCAGAGCCUCCAGGAGGAGAAGGCUCGGUUCCAGGAGGAGCAGAAGAGCCUCGCGGAGCAGCGAGACGCCUUGGCCUCUGAACUGGCGGCCCUCCGGAAGUCGGUGGAAGAGAAGGGCCUCCUGGCACGACUGGAGAAGCUUGGCCAGCAGCUGAAGGUCAAAGACACCGAGGUGGUUCGCCUGGUCUCCGAGCUGGAGGGGGCCUCUGGCCAGGUCAAGUCCUUCUCCAAGGCCAUGGCUAGCCUGCAGGGCGAGCGAGACCGAUUGAUGGGCGAGCUGGAGAAGGCCCGCAAAGUGGAGGAGGCCAAGCUGCAGUCGGCGACCAGCGCUUCCAGUAGCCUCGCCGAAGUGCCCAGCCUCAAGAAGGCCUUGUCUGCUCUGCAGGAUGACCGGGACAGGCUGGUGAGUCCUUGGUUUUUGCCGCAUUCUGCUCAUUUCACUUUUCUCAAGGGUCUUCCUUGAAGCUGGGGAUUCUCAGCACAUCCUGCUGUCUAGAGUAGAGGUAAAGGGACCCCUGACCAUUAGGUCCAGUCGUGGCCGACUCUGGGGUUGCAGCGCUCAUCUCGCUCUAUAGGCCGAGGGAGCUGACGCUUGUCCACAGACAGUUUUUCCGGGUCAUGUGGCCAGUAUGACUAAGCCGCUUCUGCCGAACCAGAGCAGCACACAGAAACGCAGUUUACCUUCCCACUGCAGCGGUACCUAUUUAUCUACUUGCACUUAGAUGUGCUUUUGAACUGCUAGGUUGGCAGGAGCAGGGACCGAGCAACGGGAGCUCACCCCGUUGCGGGGAUUCGAACCGCUGACCCUUCUGAUUGGCAAGCCCUAGGUUCUGUGGUUUAACCCACAGCGCCACCCACGUCCCGCUGUCUAGAGUAGUGGAUCCUAAAGUCUUUCGUGCCCCUGCUCCCUUGGUUCCGUAAACCCAUCCCUAGUGCCACCCCCCACCGUACCCUAUAAAAUGCCUUAUUCCGAAUAGUGGUUUGCACCACCCACUAAGCAAAACAACACAAUAGAAUUCAGAACAGUAACAGUUAAUUGCACAUUUAUUAAGAAUCCAAUCUAGAGUCAUAGAAAAAGUAAGUUAAUAGGCAUGAGUGUGACAUUCACACACACAAAAUAAAUAUGUCCUCUGAUCUAAUCCUGAAGUUCUGGUUCUACAUGAAUUUAAUUCUGCCUCCCUGUUGCCUCGCCUAUCCUCUAAUACACACGCACCCCUUGCAGAGGGUGCAGACAGACUUGCCUCUGGGGGAGGAAAAUUCCCUUUGGGGGUUCAGUACAGAGGCUCAAAGCAGAUUUCCAGCUAGUCAGCCUCCCCCCCCCCCCAUAUUGCAUAACUGGACAGCGUCCAAAUGAGUCUGUAAGAGCAUAUCCAUGAACACACACCCUGUAUGGGAAAAAAUGUUUCGUCUUGGCUGUUUGUUCUUCAGCCUGCCACCUUCUGCAAGCUCAGCACCUCUUCCACCACAGUCCUUAGAAACACUUCCCCAACCCAUGUUGUUGGCUGUAUGUGCAGAGACCUCCUUGCCCCUGAUCUGGAGUGGUUCUGCACCCUAAACUGGUUCUCCCUCUUACGUAUCUGGCACUGGGUUUUGGCAGAAUUCCUUUUCCACCUCUCAGGUUUCUUUUCACAGAGCUGAAGUAUAUUAUUGAGUGAUUGUUGGUAAAUGCAGUUUUUGUGUGCGCUGCUUAGGGUUUGUAAUUACAGUGGUGCCUCGCAAGACGAAAUCAAUUCGUUCUGCGAGUUUUUUCGUCUUGCGAAUUUUUCGUCUUGUGAAGCACGGUUUCCCAUAGGGUAUUAACGGUUUUAAGAAAAAGGAAACAAACUUGCAAGACGUUUUCGUUUUGCGAAGCAAGCCCAUAGGGAAAUUCGUCUUGCGAAGCAACUCAAAAAACGAAAAAACUCUUUCGUCUUGCGCGUUUUUCGUCUUGCGAGGUAUUCGUCUUGCGAGGUACCACUGUAUUAUUAUUUAUUGAAUUUAUAUACUGCCCUAUACCUGCAGGUCUUGGGGCUGUUUACAGAAUAAAAUCAAAAUAUAAAACCACAAAUUCCAUAAUCAAAAUAAAAACAACAAUAACCCCUUCCCCCCAACCCCCCCACAUUUAAAAAGGGCAUAGGAUGAUUAAACGGUUUCUACAUAAUAGAGAACUAGAGAUUCUUCAUAGCCUAACACUUAUUUUAUUUUUUUAGUCAGACUCAGGGAGAACAAUCAAAGGCAACUGGGGGAAAUGUAUUAAAAGCUUUUGUAGGGGGGAAAUUGUAAUGAGAUCCACAGAGUCUUGUAUUCUGGGUUAAUUUGGCUUGAAGUUCUGUGCCUGAAACCAAGAGAUGGGCAGGUGUGGGGAACUUCUGGCUCUCCCGAUGUUGCUGAACUACAACUCCCAUCAGCCCCGGCAAGCAUGGCCUGUGGCCAGGGAUAAUGGGAGUUGUAGUUCAGCAACCUCUGGAAGGCUGAGGGUUCCCCGUACUUGAGGUGGUGAGUUUUCCCCAAGGGCGUCACGCGGGGAUGGUCUGCAGACAUUGACCCUUGGAGCCUUCUGAGUGGCAGGCUUAACCCAUCUCUUCUCUUUCCUUCUCUCAUACACCUUAUUUCAAUGAGCUGACUUUUGUACAACUUCGGAAAGCUUUUAUAGAGUUACGAUUAAAUGCAAUAAACUCUGCUUAUAGAGAUGGGAGACACAGAGGCGUACCAACGAACGUGUUUGCAUUAGGGGAUGUCCUGAAGUAGAGGACCUUAUGCAUUAUAUCUUGCGCUGCCCCUUAUAUAAUGAAGCAAGAGAACGAUUUUUAGCACCUAUAAUGACAAGGUCCCCUGGCCAGAACCCCUCUGACAUGAUUUUAUAUCUCCUCGCAGACACAGGUAAGUAUGUGAUCUGGCUUGUAGCACUCUUUGAAACUGCCACUAGGAAAAUUAGAGCAAAUUAUAUAGCCAAGAUAGCCGCCAACUGUAAAGGAGAUGAAUUUAUUUGACCCUGUCUAAAUCAAGCUAUAUUCUAUCUUUAUCACCAAACUCCGAAUAUAAUUGCACAUUGUAUUAAUUAACAUUAUUUUUUAAUAUAUUAGUGGCCAUGUGGUGAUUUUAGCCUAUAAAUUUUAUUGUUUAAUGUCUUAACCUGUAUAUUAGGAUACUUUUAUAGUUCUGUUUAGAGGAGGUAAUGAUAAUAUAAAUGUUUUAAGUUUUUUGUAUUAAUCCAGCAUACAGUGGUACCUCUGGAUGCGAACGGGAUCCGUUCCAGAGCCCCGUUCGCAUCCUGAAGCGAACAUAAGAUGCGACUGCUCGUCAGCGCAUGCGCGGGUUGCAUUUCGCUGCUUCCGCACAUGCACGUGACGUCAUUUUUAGCAUCUGCACAUGCGCGAGCGGCGAAACCCGGAAGUAACGCACUCUGUUACUUCCGGGUCGCUGCGGAGUGCAACCCAAAAAUAUUUAAGCUGAAGCGUAUUCAUCCCGAGGUAUGACUGUAUUUUCUUUUAAUUGUUGAAUGAUUCUGUGUACAUUGCGGCAGCCUUUUGCUAUGUGCACUAAAACUGACUGACUGACUGACUGACUUUCCUUCUCUCCUGCCCAAGCUGGUGGAGCUGAAAAACCUCCAGCAGCAGUACCUGCAGGUUGGGGUGGACACAGCAGAGAUCGCGCGCCUGAAGGCCCAGGUGGAAGAGCAGAAGCAAGAGGUGGAGCAUCUGAGGCAGGACGGGGCCUCUUGGCAGAUGGAGCUCCACCAGCUCAGGUGAGUCUCACCCUGUCACAGAGGCAGGGGGAAAGCUUAGUGCUGGAAGUUUCAGCACAGAGCAAAGAAACACCUCCUCUAAGCAGUGCAUUCUUAAACUACGGAACUCCCUGCCACUGGAGGCAGGGAUGGCCACCAACCUGGUGUUGGGAUGUGUCCGGGGAGACGGGGGCAUUUGGCAGGCCCCCAGCUGGCUCCAGCCACUGGCCGGCAGCCGGGCGAACUCCGGAACAGCAUCAAUCAGCGACUUGAGCCUCCAAUACAUUCAGAAGCUGAGCACACUCAUCAGCAGAGUGAGUAAAUCUUCACAACGGAAGUGGCGGACAGAGACAUGUGUAAGCAUUAUUUACAGGCGUUUAUUCAGCAUAGUCCAGGAACAAAGGCAAACAUGUCUGCUUCCCUUCGUGUUCAACAAAAGAGCAAUAUAGCAAAAGCAAUAUACAACGGAAAUUCCCAGCAGGCUGUGCUGGAAGUAAACAGGCAUGUGACACACAACAGUCAUGCCUGUUCCUUUUAAGGUGGAAUGGAACUAUAUCCCAACAUCCUCCCCCUUUCCAUGUAAUUUGUAGUACCUGUGGUUCAACCCAAUUGCAACCUCUGUACAUAAACCUUAAGUUGUUUUCUGUUAACGACCGUAGAAAACAGAUCUGCAGGAAUUUCAUUGCCUGGCAUGUAGAACACCUGAAGGAGUCCUUUCUGAAUAUACUCUCUUGCACGAUGUAACGAGGUAUAAAGUGUGGGUGCUGCCACGUUAAAUGCCAAUUUCUUACAAAAGCAGAAUGGGUAUGAUGUGGCCCUUUUCCUUUUUAUUUGUUCUGACUUUUGUCAAAAUUGCACCCCGUUCUUCUCUCAGGUUGGUGCAGCAGGGGUUGCCAUUAUCCUCACAGCUGCCUUUGACUCGCGAUCAAGCAGCGAGUUUCGCGGCUGGCCAAGGAUUUGAACUCGGGCUUCUUCAGAUCCAACCCCAGCCUUCCACACCGGCUGCUGCGCACAUUCAUUUCUCUAGCAAAUCUCCUCUGUCUGGAGCCUGGCCUUGGGGCACCCUCCUUGACAGUUCCCCAGAGCUCUCUUGACUUUGGUGCAACAACCGCUGUUCCCAAACUCAUCACAGCCUCACCAGGAAGCACCAUGUGAGCUUUGGUGGGCAGGUCGCCCUUUUCCCCCACCCCACCAUGUGCCGCCUCUGCAGUUCCUCUCUUGUGAUGUCUUGCAGGGAGGAGAAAGCAUCUUGGAAGCUGGAGGCCCCAUCGGCCACGGGGCAGGAGCAGAGUUCCUUGCGGAGAGCAGUGCAGGAGGGAGAGAGACCUGGUGCACGAAUCGUGGUGGAAGAGGAGCAGCGCCAGAGACAGGUGAGGCUGGGGGUGGUGUGGUGGGUGGGACUGACGUCGCACCGGGGCCCUUUGCCCAGGCCUUUUCCCAAACUGAGGUUACAAGAACAUCAGGAAAAGCUUUCUUGAGAGUUGUUAGACAAUCCUUCCUUGGAGGUUUAUAAGCAGAGGUCGAAGGACCACCUGUCAUGUAUGAUCUAGUGGAGAUUCCUGCAUUUCAGGGGGUUGGACUUGGGUCCCUUCCAACAUGACAAUAUAAUAAUAAUAAUAAUAAUAAUAAUAAUAAUAAUAAUAAUAAUAAUUUAUUUAUACCCUGCCUAUCUGGCUGGGUUUCCCCAGCCACUCUGGGCAGCUCCCAAUAGAAUAUUAAAAACACGAUCAAACAUUAAAAACUUCCCUAAACAGGGCUGCCUUCAGAUGUCUUCUAAAAGUCAGAUAGUGGUUCCUUGACAUCUGAUGUGAGGGCGUUCCUCAGUGUGGGUGCCACCACCGAGAAGACCCUCUACCUGGUUUUUAUGCUUCCAUGCCAUCCUGUUUCUUUCUUUUUAAAAAGAUUUUAUUGAAGUAAAUCAAACAAACAGGCAAUAACCACACAAGGGUUACAUUUGAGGGGUCCACAUGCAAAGGCAAAAUCAGGAAGACCCUCAAAUGCUCCCCAACCUCUGCUUGAUUCUUCCUGCCUGUCUGGAGUGGGCUUUGCCUACUGGCCCUAUAGGGAGGUUGGGAGAGUCUGGUAAGCCCUUCGGGUCCCUUCCAAGACUCCACUUCCGUCAUUUCUGUACAUCUAGGUCUUGGCCUAGGGACGUGGGUGGCGCUGUGGGUUAAACCACUGAGCCUAGGGCUUGCUGAUCAGAAGGUCAGCGGUUUGAAUCCCCACAACAGGGUGAGCUCCCGUUGCUCGGUCUCUGCUCCUGCCAACCUAGCAGUUCAAAAGCACAUAAAAGUGCAAGUAGAUAAACAGGUACCACUCCGGUGGGAGGGUAAACAGCGUUUCCGUGCGCUGCUCUGGUUCGCCAGAAGCGGCUUAAGUCAUGCUGGCCACAUGACCCAGAAGUUGUACGCCGGCUCCCUCGGCCAAUAAAGCGAGAUGAGCGCUGCAACCCCAGAGUUGGCCACGACUGGACCUAAUGGUCAGGGGUCCCUUUACUGUUACCUAGGUUUUGGCCGGGCUCUUGGGAGCCCCUGGCCCUUGGCUGUGCAGUUCCCCCAGGCCCAGCUGAGUGGCUGUGCACCGAGGGCUCAGGUAUUUGUCUCCCUGCAGGCUGCCCCAGGAGUCACCGGUUCCAGCAAGACUUUGCAGGGAGCUGUGUCUGGUCAAGAGGCUGAUACCAACAGCCUCCAGGCCCAGCUGAGCAGCACUUUGAAGGAGCUGCACCAAAAAGAAUUGCGGGUCCAGCAGCUGAACAGCAAGGUAGGAGGGAGGGCAAGGGGAGGUGGGUGGGCUCCUCAGAAUGUGCAUAUUAUGCAUCAGUGACGGUGAGGGAAUUGUCUGUUGUUCAAAGUGGAUUGUCUCCAGUUCUUGUGCUUUCCCUCUCCUCGCAGUGACCACCUCUGCUCUCCCUGUGUCAAAUGUGCUUCUUCCUCACAGAGGAUUAAAGCCCUCCGGUUUGUUUCCACAGACAGGACGGCCAGAAACUGACAGAAUAGAAUAGAAUAGAAUAGAAUAGAAUAGAAUAGAAUAGAAUAGAAUUUAUUAUUUAUACCCCACCUAUCUGGCUGGAUUUCCUCAGCCACUCAGGGCAGCUUCCAACAGAGUAUUAAAAUACAGUGGUCUGUUAAACAUUAAAAGUUUCCCUAAACAGGGCUGCCUUCAGAUGUCUUCUAAAAGUCUGGUAGUUGUUGUUCUCUUUGACAUCUGGUGGAAGGGCGUUCCACAGGGCGGGCGCCACCACCGAGAAGGCCCUCUAUCUGGUUCCCUGUAACUUGGCUUCCCGCAGUGAGGGAACCGCCAGAAGACCCUUGGCAUUGGACCUCAGUGUCCGGGCAGAACGAAGGGGGUGGAGACGCUCCUUCAGGUCUACUGGCAUAGCUGUCAACCUUCCCUUUUUUUGCGGGAAAUUCCCUUAUUCCAGCGCCGUUUCCCACUGCUUCCUGCUGCUAUCCCAGAUUGAUAGAUAUCCCGUAGACUGUCCCCGGGACAGGUGAGGCUGCUGAUCCCUUAUUUUUGAAGCUGCUCAUCCCUUAUUUUCAAAUCUGAAAGUUGACAGCUAUGUCUACUGGACUGAGGACCUUUAGGCUUUAAAGCACCAACACUUUGAAUUAUGCUCAGAAACAUCCUGGGGGACAUGAUGGUCAGCUGAGGAAGACAUCUCAGCCCCUCUCUCCAGCUCUCUCAGGUCUUCGAGGAGAAGAACUCGCUCUCCCUCCAGCUGCGGGGGAGCAGCCGCAACCUGCGCGAGAGCCACCAGCGCUACAACGAGGUUCUUGCCCGCUGUGAGGCCCUGGAGAAUCAGCUGCGGGAGCUCCAGACCCCAGUGAAGGACUCGGUAAGCCUGAGACUCGCUGGGCUGCAGAGGCCGACUGAAACCGUGCCAUUCUCAGACUACACGCAAAUUCUGGUUCCCUCUCUCGGUUACAGCUCCCUAUCAGAGCACGUGUGUUUGCUUCAGGCCUGUAAGCCUGGCUGCCUCUGCCAUGCAAGAAUUGCCUGAAACCUGGCCAUGGGGGGGGGGUGGCACUCGUGCAGGACCUGUGGCGAUCUGUCCCGUGCCUUAAUGUGUGCUUUCUGCCCUGCCCAGGGCUCCCUGCCGACAGACGCUGCUCCCGGAGCCCCCCAGGAAAGAAGUGAGCACCCCAGGGAGAGCUACACGCCCGAGCUGCAGGAACUGCAGAUGAGGUGAGUGCCAGUUUUGGAGCCGGGAGGUGGUGGUUGCUCACAACCACCCUGUGAGGUAGGUUAGGCUGAGAGAGGCAAUGACUGCCCCCCCCCGACACCCAAGGAGCUUCGUGGUGGAGCAGGGAUUCAAACCCUGGUCUCUCUCGGGUCCUAGUCCAGCUCUAACCACUGUGCCGCAUGGCAUAGGCCGUGCAGCUGCCAUCAGGGAGAGCCUUGCUCCUCACCGCCCUUCUCUUUGCUGCAGGCUCUCGGAGGCCAGGCAGCAGCAGAGCAGCGCCAGGCAGGGCCUCUUGCACCUGGAGGAGCUGCUGCAGGAGGAGCGGGACCAGCGCCUGGCGGCCGAGGAGGCCUUUGCUGCAGCCCAGGAUCACAUCCGCAGGUGAGUCACGGGCCUGGCCCCGGCUUCCAUGACCAGGUUGUGUGUGUGUGUAAAGAUAUAGAUAUAGAUAUAUAGAUAGAUAUAGAUAACGUACGCAUACAGUGGACGCUGGGGUUGUGAACAUGUUCCAUGUGGGAUGCACAUUCGCAACCCGCAGCGGCAUCUCGGCACAUGUGUGGGUUGCGGUUCGGCGCUUCUGCGCAUGCGCAAAGCGCGAUUUAGCACUUCUGCGCAUGUGCAACUGCCAAAACCUGGAGAUAACCCGUUCCAGUACUUCCGGGUUUUGGCGGGUCCGUAACCCGAAAAAAUGCAACCUUUAGCGUCUGUAACCCAAGGUAUGACUGUGUGUGUGUGUGUGUGUGUGUGAGUGUGUUUGUGUAUACAUAUACAUGUACAUAUACAUAUACAUACAUACUGUAUUUUUCUGUGUAUAAGAUGCCCCCAUGUAUUAGACGGCUCCUAUUCUGGGGGACUAAAUUUAAAGAAAAUGAGGGGAGAUGGCCCAAAGUUGUUGCCCUUUUUUAAGGGGGAAUUGCACCCCAGCAGAACCAUUGCUGGGGAUUGGCAAAGUGGGCAGCUGCUCCCCCCACACUCUCAUGUUCGGGCAUCCCAGCGGACACUGAGCUGCUUUGGGCAAAAGAUUCCUGCAUUUGAAGGGGUUUCAUUACAUGGCCCUCCUGGUCCCUUCCAAAUCUGGAUCAGGCCAGCAGCCCAUCCUGUCCUCACACUGGCCAGCCAGAUGCAAAUGGGAUCCGAGUACAAGAGCAGCUUCCCCUACUGAGGUUUCCAGCAAGCAGGAUCCAGGAGCGUUGCUGCUUCCAGCGUGACUUGGAAGAGGCCAGUCGAAGCGGCCUUCCAGAAGGGCUUCCACAACCCAUGAUAGGGGCCAGGGCUGACUGAUCCACAGUUGGCUGAUCCCUCCCCGCUAAACCAUAGCUGUCAACGUUUCCCUUUUUUAAAGGGAAAUUCCCUUAUUCCUAAUAGAAUUCCUUGCAAGAAAAGGGAAAAAUUGACAACUAUGCUAAACUGAUGAAUCAAGGAAGUACAGUGGUACCUCUGGUUGCAGACGCUUCAGGUUACCGUCUCUGCUAACCCAGAAAUAGUACCUCGGGUUAAGAACUUAUUGCAAAGUAUUGGAAGACACAAGAUUUACCCACCCUGGAAGAGUGGCAGAUGAAGGUGAUGGACUAUAUGGAAUUGGCGGAAAUGACUGGCAGAAUCCGAGACCAGGGAGAAGAGUUGGUGGAAGAAGAUUGGAAGAAAUUUAAAGACUAUUUGCAGAAAUACUGUAAAAUUAAUGAAUGUUAAAAUGAUGUUGGAUUGAAAAUAAGUGGUUUUGGUAAUAAGCUUAAAAAGAAUAUGCAAAUACAGAUAGUCAUAUGGACAAAAAUAUAUAGUUAUAAUAGGUUAAGUCACAGAGUAAAGAUAAAUGAAAGAGGGUAAGGAUUUGCUGAAAGGAUUUUGUAAACGGGAAUACAAAAAGGGGAGGUGUGAGGAGGUCAAGGAAAUAAGUAAAUGAGCCUAAAGAUAUUGAAAAAUGGAUUUUUCUUUAAUUUUUUUUUUAAGCCAUCUGUUUUUUGUAUUUUGUAUUUCCUUUUUUUUCUCUCUCUCUCUUCUAGGAUUUUUUUUUCUUUUUUUUUGGUAAUUUUUUGUAUUUUUCUUGUUAUCUUUUUUCUUUUUCUGUCUAUGUUUCCUUUUUAGUUUGUUAAACCUAUGUUUAUUGUAAAAUCCUAAUAAACAUUUUAUAUAAAAAAAAGAGGAACUUUGCUUCAGGAUGAGAACAGAAAUCGUGCUCUGGUGGUGCAGCGGCAGCAGGAGGCCCCAUUAGCUAAAGUGGUACCUCAGGUUAAGAACAGUUCAAGGUUAAGAACGGACCUCCAGAACGAAUUAAGUUCUUAACCCGAGGUACCACUGUAGAUGCCACUCUGAGGUGCACAGAGCCCCAGUGGCAAUGCAGAUUUCCCUCACCCCAGAGCUGAGCUCCACCGAUGUCCUGAGUUGGGGCGGGGGCUGUGUACAAUUUUGGAGGCCAUAUUUGCCGCUGACGUAGCCCCAAGGAGUUGGCUCCUUUGAACUGAAAGAAUAGCCACCCUUGGUCUGAGGGGUAUAGCUGCUUGUUCAAGCAUCUUGGCUGCUCAUGGGCUGCCCGGCUGCCCGUCAGCCAUGGGGCACUAAUCCGCGUCUCUCUCUCUCUCUCUCUCUCCCCCCUGCAGGUUAGAAUCAAGUGAGUGGGCCCACUCUUUGGACACCAGCAUUGAAAUACCCACCAGCCCUGAGCACGCCCUGCUUGUAGGUCCCACAGACACCUCUUACAGCAAGGUAAGCCUCUUCCCAGCAGGCGAGGGCCCACCUCUCCUACAAGGGAGCCUCAGCUCCACUCUCUCCCUCCACCCCAGCCAGAGUGGGCAAGCCAAGCUAGAAUGAUCUGCCAUCAGUGGGCAUCUUUAAGGCCAAGUCUGUCCACAAUCCACUUGGGUCAUUUGAACCUGACUGCCUUUCCAGUUACAAACAGCAUCUUCUGGUUCUCCCUGCUGCACCAGACAUUGCAUUACUGUUCAUUUAUAUGCUGCCUUUCAGCCGAAAAGCCUUCCGUCAAGAAAUAAAUGCAUGCAAAUACAGAGUAAUGCACACAGUACAAGUUCAGCAGUGGUAGAACACGUCUGUGUACCUACCAAAAGAUGGUGAUGAAUGUUCCCUACAAAAAUGUUAAGACAAGAAGCGGCAUCUUCGCUUUGCAAGGGUCCCAGGCAUCCGGGAUAAGGCAAGGCAGGUGGGAAAACAUUCCCGUGAUGGCUCCAGCAGACUCUCCCCUGUAGCAAUAUACAGUGGUACCUUGGCAGUUGAACGGAAUCCGUUCCUGAAGUCCGUUCGACAUUUGGAAACCAAAGUGCAGCUUCCGAUUGGCUGCAGGAAGCCCCAUCGGACGUUCGGCUUCCGAAAACAGGUCGCAAACCAGAACACUCACUUCCGGGUUUGCAGCAUUCAGGAGCCAAAGCGUUCGAGAACCAAGCUGUUCGAAAACCAGGGUACAAUUGUAUAACCUCCUGCAAAAGUCAAUGCGCUUCGCUUCUGGAACCCAUAGAAUAGGAAUAGGAAAUAGGAAAUUUAUACCUCGCCCAUCUGGCUGGGUCUCCCCAGCCACUCUUGGUGGCUUCCAACAGAGUAUUAAAAUACAAUGGUCUAUUAAACAUUAAAAACCUCCCUAAAGAGGGCUUCCUUCAGAUGUCUUCUAAAAGUUUGGUAGUUAUUUUUCUCUUUGACAUCUGGUGGAAGGGUGUUCCACAGGGUGGGUGCCACCACCGAGAAGGCCCUCUGCCUGGUUCCCUGUAACUUGGCUUCUCAAAGUGAGGGAACCGCCAGAAGACCCUCGGUGCUGGACCUCAGUGUCCAGGCAGAAGGAUGGGGAUGGAGACGCUCCUUCAGGUAUGCUGGAUCGAGGCCGUUUAGGGCUUUAAAGGUCAGCACCAACACUUUGAAUUGUGCCUGGAAACGUACUGGUGAAACCCAAAUGGGCCCAUGUUGCUGUCCUAGGCACCUGCCUCUCCUGUGGCCCUUUGCGACAGGAGUUGACUUGAGUUGAAGCCCCCCUUUGGUAGACUUGCCUCGUAACCUCUCCUUGCUUUCUCCCCAGACUCGAGGGGGCGUGGGGCUGCGGCGCAUCCUCCACUCGCUCUUCUGUUCCCGCCGGCGCCUGCCCCUCCUGGCAACUCUCUACCUCCUCACGGUCCACGUGCUCCUCCUUCUCUGCUUCACGGGCCACUUGUGAGAACAGCCCCCCGGAGUGGGGUGGGGCACGUGAGUUGUCCGGGUUGCUGCCGAGCCCCCGUCCCUGGAGGACCCUGCCUUGCUGUCGACGGAUGAGAAGGCUGAUUUGGGAGACUCCGUCACCUUGGGGAGGCUGGCUGGAGGCCGCAGGGAGUGUUGCAGAGAGCUCAGGGUGGCCCCCAGCCCGCGGAAGGGCGGGGCCAGCGGCCCUUGACUGGGCCACGCGUUGGUUUUGUUCGUGUUCUUCGAGGGAAGUGUUGGGGGGUGGCGGCGUUUACACGGUUCACUUUUGCACACUGAAUUCGGGGUGAAGUCGCUUCGCGUUUAACCUGGCGCCUUCCAGAUCUGUUUUAGACUAUGAUUCUCACCAGCCCUCAGCAAUGGAGGGGCUGAGACUUUGAAACAUCUGGGGGGCACCAGGUUUCCAAAGUUCAUUUGGGAGGGGAAUACAAGCGGAGGUUGUGCCUAAGGUCCUCCCCCCCCCCCCAUUUUUAACAAUGCUGCAGUGGUUGUAAUCUACAGGCGAAGGGAAGUCAGUCUGUGGAAUCGCAGCCCACCGAGGGCCAGACCCGCUUUCUGUGCUGAUUCCGCAGGUAUUGGCAGAGCCUGAUUCUGGGGAAGGGACCAAGGGGAACUCGAUCAACUUCCAGCUUGCCUUUUCUCUCUUUUAUUUCUUCGUGCUCUGUGAUUUUGGCACCAGGGGGGCUGGAAGGGUGGCAUCGAAAGGGACAGAAGCCCCAGGCGUACAUCUCUUAUCGGCGGCUCCCCACCCGACAGAGGCAGAGAGAAGGGGGUUGAAUGGCUUCAUGCUCACCAGUGAAGAUAAAUCAACUUGUCUGUGGCCGCUGAGCCCGUUUCCUACACCAUGCAGAGGAGAGGAAAUCAGGGUAGAUGUGGGGGGAGCAGAGUUAUGAAACCCACCCCUCAGCUUUCCGUUGGAGGGGCAGGAUGUCUUAGCCCUGCUUGGUGGGGUGUUUUAACUGUUUCCAUUGUGCACAGACAUUUUGGGAUAGCUCUUCCCUUGCAGUUCAGGAGGCUGCUGGAAGCAUCCUCUGUGGUCGUCGAGCUGAGACCCUGCCAGCCGUUUUUUGGGGGUGUUCCCAGCGUGUGGUGUGUAGACUUCCCUUGUCCCUCUUCCUUUCAAAUCCAGUCUUCUCUUGAAAUCCUAUCCUUGUGCAAUAAAGAUUAUUUUUUCGAGCGAGUCGUGUGAAUGCUGUGAUUGGGUCGGACUCUGCCUGCUGUGGUUCUCACAUUCGGCUCUGACACCCCUUUAUUAUAACUUCGACAGCACGGUUGGAUGCACUCCGGAAUUUGGCAGCUCAAGGGUAACAAAAGAUAAAUCAGAAGUAAUUUUGCAAUACUUACGUGAAAUAUACAGACAGCUCUUGGCUCUAAAUGCAAACAUGGAAGCACAUAGAAAUUUUUGGGUGCGCUAAUAUUAGUCAGAGAAAAUGGGAAUGUCGGGAAUAGCUAUUUUAGCUGAGCUUUCUAAGAAUUUCAGGAUAAUAAUAAUUAAUCAAUUUUAUUUAUACUCCACCCUCCCCAGCCAAGACUGGGCUCAGGGCGGCUAACACCAAAUAUAAAAACAAUUGACUGAAAUACAGCUUUAAAAAACAAGAUUAAAAUACAACAUUAAAACAUUACAAUGCAACCUCAUUUCAGUAGAAACUCAAUCAAAAGCCCUGUGGACAGAAGCGUGAAGGGUAGCAGAAGGCGAAACUAGGCACAUCUCUAAUGCGUUUGCUACGUUUUAUGAAAACGUGCAUAUCUGGUAACCCUGACCCUGAGAACAUCGACAAAUAUUUGAUUUAAGACUCGAGAUCACAGAGUGGUAUUAAAAGAACCUAUUUCAGCAAUUGAAAUAGAAGACAUUAUUUUUUUUAAAAAAAACAAAAUUGGUGGGAGGAACCCUUGGCAUGGAUGGAUUGGGGGGGUGAAUUUUGUAAGUUCUUAAAAGAGCAACUUCUACCACAGCUGCAUAAACCGUUCAACUUGGAGGGACUGUAAUGUUUGUGCUGUUGAAGCCAUGCAAGGACCGUGCUCUUUUGGGAUCCUACCAUCCCAUAAUUCUCCUUAACACGGGACACGGAAGAUUCGGGGCAGGCAAAUGAAAAUCCUUCACAAAGCACGUAACCUGUGGAACUCCCUGCCACCGGAGGCAAUGGCAACUACCAACCUAGAUGGCUUUAGAAGAGAAUUGGAGAACUUCAACGGCUUCUUGCCACGACGGCUGUGCUGUGUGCACUUGGAGGCAGCAACGCUUCUGAAAGCUAGUUGCUGGAAACCCCAGGAGAGGGCUCUUGUGUUCGAAUCCUGCUUGCGCGCUUCCCACAAUGCAUACCCUCCAAUAGGCCCUAGAAGAAAACCAGGAUGUGCAUAUUUUGGGGCCGUGAUCUCCCAGGAGCCAGGUGACUUGCAAGAGAGCACAGCCCCCCCCCCCUGAAAACGGGAUGUCCCACUUAAAUUGGGACAACUGAGGGGGAUGAUAAUGGACAUCUGGUUGAGCACUGCGAGAACAAGAUGCUGGAAUAGAUGUCUAAUUGGCCUGAUCCAGCAGACUUUUGCGUUCCUAUUUAUAAUCCUGACACUCGAGGGGGUCUGAAGAUGAUCUUUCUGGUGUUGAGGGCAGUGUGAGGAACUGUUCUCUUGGGUCUACUGCCAGUCAAUUUCGCUGAACUUUAACAUGGGAAGAGGAUGGGGAAAACAACUUAUUAUUAUUAUUAUUAUUAUUAUUAUUAUUAUUAUUGUUAUUAAUACUCCGCCUAUCUGGCUGGGUUUCCCCAGCCACUCUGGGCGGCUUCCAACAGAAUAUGAAAAACACAAUACAGUAUUAAACAUUAAAAACUUUCCUUAAACAGGGCUGCCUUCAGAUGUCUUCUAAAAGUAAAAUAGUUCUUUCCUUGACAUCUGAUGGGAGGGUGUAAUAAUAAUAAUAAUAAUAAUUUAUUAUUUAUAUCCCGCUCAUCUGGCUGGGUUUCCCCAGCCACCCUGGGCAGCUCCUAACAAAAUAUUAAAAACAAUAAAUACAUCAAACAUUGAAAACUUCCCUAAACAGGGCUGCCUUCAGAUGUCUUCUAAAAGUCUGGUAGUUGUUGUUCUCUUUGACAUCUGGUGGGAGGGCGUUCCACAGGGUGGGCGCCACCACUGAUAAGGCCCUCUGCCUGCUUCCCUGUAACUUGGCUUCUCGCAGCGAGGGAACCGCCAGAAGGCCCUGGGCGCUGGACCUCAGUGUCCGGGCUGAACGAUGGGGGUGGAGACGCUCCUUCAGGGAUACAGGACCAAGGCAGUUUAGGGCUUCAAAGGUCAGCACCAACACUUUGAAUUGUGCUCGGAAACGUCCUGGGAGCCAAUGUAGGUCUUUCAAGACCGGUGUUACGUGGUCUUGGCCGCCGCUCCCAGUCACCACAGGGCAGGCGCCACCACCGAGAAGGCCCUCUGCCUGGUUCCCUGUAACCUCACUUCUCUCAGCAAGGGAACCACCAGAAGGCCCUCGGAGCUGGACCUCCGUGUCUGGGCAGAACAAUGGGGGGAAACGCACCCUCUCCACUCUGCGUGAUCUAAAAGCCUCGCGUUCAGAAGCCUUUCCUCCUAUGGAAAGCAACGAGGCGCUUCCUCUCUGCACCCAAGGCUUGUGGGUGGGUGUGCUCUGCUGCGAAACGUCUUCCUCCUGGCUCACAGGAAAUGGAACAAGUUUUGUGCAGUUAAAACAGGAACUUGGGUGAGCUCAGCCUUACAGCCGAAACCGAGGUCGAAGUCAGCUAAGAGGAGCAAUCACGACGGGCUUCGGAAGUCACCUUUCCGAACCAAGGUACUGCUUUGGGGUGGGGGGAAUUGUCAGGAAAGUUGCAAUUGGGGGGGGGGGGGCUUGGGGAGGGAGGUGUCUGGUCCUGUUCUGGUCUCCUACCCCUCAAUUCUGGGUAGUUAGACUAUGGAACUCCCUGCCACAGGAAGCAGCGGUGGCCACCAGCUUAGAUGGCUUUGAAAGCGAAUUUGACAAAUUCAUGGAGGGAGGGGAGGACUAGCGAUGGCUACUGCCCACAAUGGCUCUGUUCUGGAAACCGCAAGAGGGGAGAGCUGUUCUUGUGCACUGAUCCUGCUUGCGAAGUUCCCCCUGGGGCAUCUGUUCAGCCACUGCGAGAACAGACGCUGGACCAAAUAGGCCACUGGCCUGAUCCAGCAGGAUCUUCACCCUUCCCGGUGUGAUAAGAAAAAACAACUGCUCCUUUCCCUUAUGGAGUACCCAAGAGCCCAUAUAGGGUCCUUAUGUAGGUUCUCUUAUCGGCAGGAGAAAAUAACAGGCCAAACAGAGAAUAUUGAAAAGCAAAGCAGCUAUUAAGCCUGAUCUUUAUUAAUCUGUUGCAACAGGGUCCCCACACACCCCACGCAGGGAAAGGAGGAACCCUGAACAUUGGUUCACAAGCCCUUAUAUAGACUUUUGAAAUUGCUUCCCUUGUAACUCAAGACCACCCCCAAAAACAUCAUACAUGCAUCACAGAAAGAGGUGGUCCCCAGCAGAAAUUUGAGUGUGUUGCUUCUCUCCUGUCUGCCAGGAUACUUGCCUUAUUAUUAUCUGAUUGCCUUUUCUGGGUAGCCUGGCCAUUCCUUGAAGAUGGUAAAUACUUAGUUCCUGAAUCUCUUACGCAUGUUGAUAGUGUGCUCAGAUUAACAGAUACUUGCCAGACUGUAUUCACAGGGAGGUGUAAGCAGCCCCUGCAGUCCAAAGACAAUUGGAAAGCUUUCCCCAUCUCCUUCCUCCUUGCAGAGAAAUAUUCGAGGUAAAUCUGGGAGAGUCAAAAUGGCUUCAGGAUUGUUUUCCUGUACUAUUUCAGAGAUGUGGUUUAUAUACUUAUGUAUAUGUUUGCAUUGUGCAUUUAUGAACAUUUAUUAUAUAUUAGAAUUCCUAUAACACCAGAUAAGGAGCUGCUGCCCAGGUUUGUAGCACCCAAGUGGGCAGGAUGAAGAAGCAACAUUCUUUGCUCAGCUGGGUGUAUUGGGAAGGAAAUUUGCUAUACAUUCUGGUGUGGCCAGAGAUGAGGGACAGCCAAGCAUUUUUGGCGCAUUCCAUUUUCUUUUCAUUUCACUUUUAAUAUGUGUUCUGCCUCCUUUCCACAUGACUAUGCACAAAGCCAUUGACAAGCCGAAGGAGCAACAGUGACUGUACACCUUACAGCAACCUGAUCUAAUGCAAUAAUAAUAAUAAUAAUAAUAAUAAUAAUAAUAAUAAUAAUUAAUUAUUUAUACCCCGCCCAUUGGCUGGGCUUCCCCAGCCACUCUGGGUGGCUUCCAAGAAAAUUAAAAUACUGUAAUACAUCAAACAUUAAAAGCUUCCCUAAACAGGGCUGCCUUCAGCCCUGUCAUAAUAAAAGUCACAAUGAUGUCAUAAUAUCAUGUCAUAAUAAAAGCAUAACUUUAAACAACUUCCAUCAAAUAAAGUAAUAAUAAUCCUUUAGAAUAUGAAAGUACACAAUAAAAUUAAAUACCAGCAAAUAAUAAUUAAACAGAGAUUCACUCUUAAUGAUCACAAUAAACAAUUUCUAAACUAUGUUACCGGAAUUUAUUCAAAGGUUGAGGGGGGCGGUUUGCCCCUCCAGUGGACAUCACACACUGCCCCAAAUCAACACAAUCACUCCUGCUGCAUCUGUCCCCACAGAACACUUCAACACACAGGAUUCCCACCCCAAUCUAUUAUUAUUAUUAUUAUUAUUAUUAUUAUUAUUAUUAUUAUUAAUUUAAAUCAUUUUUAUUAAGUUUUCCAUUUUAACAAUCCAAUCAAAUCACAUUAAAUAUGCCAAAUUAUACAUAUACAUAUCAAAUAAUAAUCCAAAUAUUCUGCUGAAUUAUAAUUUUUUUAUUGGGACUUCCCAUGCUUCGAGUUCGGGGGGGCUCUGAUCGUCUCAUAUCUCUGCUGCUUUUGAUAGUCAUUUCUAAUAGUUCCUUUAAAUCUUCCUGUUGUUUUCCUUCUUUCACGGCCUCAGAGUUGUUUCUACAAGCGAGUUGAAGUAAAAUAAUGUGUUUCUGUGUGAAUUUUAUGUGAAUCUCUAUUCAAAGGGCCUCCGCUGCACAUUACCAAAUGUGACGAUUCACUGAUAGACGUAUCUAUGUACUGGCUCAAUGGGAAAACUUUCAGAUUUGUGCCAUUCCAACUUUGUUCUGCUCAGGGGAAAGAUGGCUACCGAAGGGGGACUUGGGACACAAGGAAAGGCAACCCUCAUCCCCAAAACCUGAGAACACGUCCUCAGCAGCCUCUUGCACAAGAGAUAAUCAUGGGGGGGGGGGGGGCUAAUGAUCUCAACUAAUUUGGAGGUCCACUUGGUAGCCACGGGGAUGAAUCACACUCUUGUUUCAGACCGUGUGGUUUAAGGCUCACGUGUCUCUUGAAUGAAAACGAGAGACCUCUCUUCCCCUAUUUUGCUUUUUCAGUUCUUCCCCAUCCUCUUCUCCACUCCCCCCCCCCGCCAGGUGUCGUGGAUUUAAAUUUGUCUUUUUAAGCAGCCCCUCCCUCUCCUUGCAACCCCCCCCCCCAAAAAUUGUUAUGUACUGAAGUUCUCACCCUGGGCCAGCAGGGGGAUACUGUAGAUCGUUUUCACUCAGGUCCACAUAUGCAAAUAAGGGAUUGAAAGUGAUGUUCAGUGAUUGGAUAGUUACAGAAAGUUGUUACUGUUGCUUUGUAGUUGAGCUUUAUAUAAGCAGGCUGGCUGAGCCCUUCAGUUCAGUUCUGUUCUGGCCUGUGAAUAAACAAGAGCUGUCUGAAGAAUUGCUGUGUCUUCUGAUAUGUUCACCCACAACUUAACCAAAACAUCUCUCCCUAGUUGAUUCUCCUCUCCUGGAUUUGCAGCAGCCUCCUUGUUCUUGCGGCUGUGAUCAAAAUGGGAGGCGCACUCCUCCUGCAAGUGGGGAGACACAUGACCCCUUUUGGGGGUGUCGCUUCCCCAUUACAGAUAACCGCUGCCCUAGGGUGAGGGGAAGAGCAUGGCCCCACAGAUUCCUGAGCAACAUACAUGCAUGCGAGUUCCUUAAGAUCAGGGGUCCCCAAACUAAGGCCCGAGGGACUCGUUUAUCUGGCCCGUGGCGACCCCCGCCGCCCGCUGCCGCCGCCCGCUCUUACCAGCGCUGCGCUGCGCAGCUGCCCACUUCAGGGUUGGAGGAGCACCAGAAAUAGCUUGUGCGCAUGCGCAUGCAUUAUUUGAGCAUGCACAAGCGUUAUUUCCAGUGCACAUCCAGGUCGGAGGAGGCCUGUACCCAUGUGCACAAGCUAUUUCCAGUGCUCCUCCGACUCGGAAGUGCGCUGGAAAUAGCGUGUGCACACACAUAUGGGCACGCGCUCCCCCGCCCUCCAGCCUGCCGCACAAUCGGCACUGGAGACAUCGGCCCGAGGCGUAGUAAGUUUGCUGACCCCUGCUCAAGAUGCUGCUGCAAAAACUGCUUUUCUUUUCUUGCAUUUCUCUGGCUACAUGAAUUGUCUCUGGUGCUCCCUCACCUGACCUCAAGUCCUCUGCUUGCUUAAGAAGAGUUUGAAUUUGAUACCCCGCUUUAUCACUACUUGAAGGAGUCUCAAAGCGGCUAACAUUCCCCUUUCCCUUCCUCCCCCACAACAAACACUCUGUGAGGUGAGUGACGCUGAGAGACGUCAGAGAAGUGUGACUAUCCCAAGGUCACCCAGCAGCUGUAUGUGGAGGAGCGGGGAAUCGAACCCAGUUCACCAGAUUACGAGUCCACCGCUCUUAACCACUACACCACACUGGCUCUUAAUACAGCGCCACCGUGUCUUAUACUGGGGUUCAGUUCCAAGGAGUUUCACAUUAUUACAGGAAAAACCUCCUUCUUCUCCCCUAUGGGCUAUCCAAGAGCCCGUAGAGAGUCCUUAAGUGGGUUCCCUAUCGGUAGGAGAAAAUAACAGAGGCCAACCAGAGAAUAUUGUGAAGCAAAGCAGCUAGUAAGCCCAAUCUUUAUUCAAGGAACUGUUGCAACAGGGUCCCCACUCACGACACACAGUAGGAAGGAGAACCCCGAAUAAUGGUGUGCAAGCCCUUAUAUGUUGUUGCUGUUGAGUCGUUUAGUCGUGUCCGCCUCUUCGUGACCCCCUGGGUCAGAGCACGCCAGGCCCUCCUGUCUUCCACUGCCUCCCGCAGUUUGGUCAGGCUCAUGUUUGUAGCUUCGAGAACACUGUCCAACCAUCUCGACCUCUGUCGUCCCCUUCUCCUUGUGCCCUCCAUCUUUCCCAACAUCAGGGUCUUUUCCAGGGAGUCUUCUCUUCUCCUGAGGUGGCCAAAGUCUUGGAGCCUCAGCUUCAGGAUCUGUCCUUCCAGUAAGCACUCAGGGCUGAUUUCCUUCAGAAUAGAGAGGUUUGAUCUUCUUGCAGUCCAUGGGACUCUCAAGAGUCUCCUCCAGCACCAUAAUUCAAAAGCAUCCAUUCUUCGGCGAUCAGCCUUCGUUAUGGUCCAUAUAGACUUAUAGCCUUUUGAAAUUGCCCAUCCUGUAGCCCAAGACCACCCCCCAAAACAUCAUGCAUACAUUCCAAAAGCUCUACAGCAGAAGUCUUGUUUGCCAGGAUAUCUGUUAAUGAGCCAGUGUGGUGUAGUGGUUAAGAGCGGUAGUCUCGUAAUCUGGGGAACCGGGUUCGCGUCUCCGCUCCUCUACAUGCAGCUGCUGGGUGACCUUGGGCGAGUCACACUUCUUUGAAGUCUCUCAGCUCCACUCACCUCACAGAGUGUUUGUUGUGGGGGAGGAAGGGAAAGGAGAAUGUUAGCCGCUUUGAGACUCCUUAAAGGGAGUGAAAGGCGGGAUAUCAAAUCCAAACUCUUCUUCUCUUCUUCUUCACUGAUUGGGCAGUCUGGCCAUUUUUUUGUGAUGGCAAAUACUUUAGUUCCUGAAUCCAGGUCACAGGCUCACCCUAUUCAUACACAAAUGCGGUCUUAAGACAGGAUAUGCAAGCAAAAAGACAAAGGGAAGACUUUCCCCAUUUCCCCCGCCUUGCAGGGAAAUAUAUUGAAGUCAAUUUGGGAGAGUCCAAAUGGCUUCAGGGUUGCUCUCCUGUACUAUUUCAGACACAUGGUUUAUAUACUUACGUAUGUGUUUGCCUUGUGCAUUUAUGAGCAUUUAAUUUGUAUUUGGCACCUUAGAAUUCUUAUCACAAUGUAUCAUAAUGUACAGUGGUGCCCCGCAAGACGAAUGCCUCGCAAGACGGAAAACGCUAGACGAAAGGGUUUUCCGUUUUGGAGGUGCUUCGCAAAACGAAUUUCCUAUGUGCUUGCUUCGCAAGACGAAAAUGUCUUGCGAGUUCCUGCGGGGUUUUUUUCCUCCCCCCCCUUUUUCCCAAGCCACUAAACCGCUUAUCAGCUGAUGGCUAAGCCGCUUAACAGCUGAUCGCUAAGCCGCUUAUCAGCUGAUCGUUAAGUCGCUUAUCAGCUGAUCUUUAAGCCGCUUAACAGCUGAUCGCUAAUCCGCUUAUCAGCUGAUCCGCUAAGCCCGCUAAGCCGCUAAUACUGUAGCGCUAAUCCGCUAAACCGCUAAUGGGCUUGCUUCGCAAGACGAAAAAACCCGCAAGACGAAGAGACUCGCGGAACGGAUUCUUUUCGUCUUGCGAGGCACCACUGUAUAUGUAGAACUGGACUCCCAGGCAGAAUAGAGCGAUACUAUGACUUCGAUAGGGCAGAACUAUUACUUAUAAUUUUUCUCCCUCUCUCCUCGAGAUGUGGAAGGCCGUGGUGGGACACAAUGUGUCUGUGAAGGUGGAGUCCCAAGGAGACGACUGGGACACAGACCCCGAUUUUGUGGUGAGUUUCCUCCAUUCCCCCAGGAUUGCUGCUUUCAGGGAUUUCUUGGGCUCUGUCGCUUCUGCGUCUUCCGAAAGGAGCAGGCAGGAACCUGCAGAGCCUUGUGGGAGGGAGAGAAGCUCAUCUCUCAGGAACUGACAGAACAUCAGGGCUCAGAGGAAAGAGGAAAAAUGGAAGGAACUGAGAAGGGGAUCUCAGCUGCACCCGCCAGGGCUGGCAGCUCUAUAUCCAUGUUAGGGGUGGGGAGAACCUCAGGCUUGGGGGACGAAUGCACCCGAUAGAUCUCUCUACCUGCCUCCAAGACUUUCCUUCAGGUGACACCCCUUGCCAGCCCUGCUUAACCUGUUUGGAAAAGCAUCCUUCAACUCUGAUUGUGCUUCUUUCUUGCCUGGGUGGAAGCUAUUUUAUUUAUUUAUUAAAAAAUAUCUAUGUUGUUGUUGUUUAGUCGUUUAGUCGUGUCUGACUCUUCGUGACCCCCUGGACCAGAGCACGCCAGGCCCUCCUGUCUUCCACUGCCUCCCGCAGUUUGGUCAAACUCAUGCUGGUAGCUUCGAGAACACUGUCCAACCAUCUCGUCCUCUGUCGUCCCCUUCUCCUUGUGCCCUCCAUCUUUUUGCUGACUGUAUAAAGCUUCUCCCCCCUUCAUGGAUCACUGCCUUGCCGUGGCGAAGGGGCUUGAAUAACUCAGAGAAGCUAUGAGCUAUGCCGUGCAGGGCCACCCAAGAUGGACAGGUCAUAGUGGAGAGUUUUGACCAAACGUGAUCCACCUGGAGCAGGAACCGGCAAGCCACUCCAGUAUCCCUGCCAAGAAAACUCCAUGGACAAAGACAACAGGCAUAUAAAAGUUAUGACGCUGGAAGAUGAGCCCCUCAGGUCGGAAGGCGUCCAACAUGCUACUGGGGAAGAGCGGAGGACAAGCACAAGUAGAUUCAGAGCAGAUGAAGCAGCAGGGCCAACUCACUGAGCCCAGCUUCUGGCAUCUCCUCUUUGUGGCAUUCCCAAAGCAAAGGAAGGAUUAGACUCUGAUUAAUAAAAGACACACAAGGCUUGACCAGCAAGACUCUGGGAGGAGUGCGUAUAAUAAUAAUUUCUGACCACCCUCUGGCCCAGGUUGUUUUAUUCACAAAAUAACUUCCACCCUGUGGAACGCCCUCCCAUCAGAUGUCAAAGCGAUAAAUAACUACCUGACAUUUAGAAGACAUCUUAAGGCAGCCCUGUUCAGGGAAGUUUUUAAUCUGUGAUAUUUUACUGUAUUUUUGGUUUCUAUGGAAGCCGCCCAGAGUGGCUGGGGAAACCCAGCCAGAUGGGCGGGGUACAAAUAAUAAAUUAUUAUUAUUAUUAUUAUUAUUAUUAUUAUUAUUAUUUUACACAGUGUUCAUAAGAACCAAUCAGCUUUCCUCUGAGCAUUUCAAAACCCCCACGUGGGACAAAGUUAAAUUACAAAAACUCAUUUAAACAUGCAUACUUCUGGGGUAAUUAAAACAGGACUAAAAAGGAAUAAUACAUUCAGCAACCCUGGAGAUCAUAAACAAGGAAUAAACAUGAUAGGAAGGAUGGCAAGGAAGAUAGGGAUCUUUAUCACCUUCAUGUGAAAAACUUAUUUCCUGGCCCUAAGAUUAACAAAAUCAAGGAAGGGUACAUCAAAGAACUGCCUACUAUCUUUUAUGGCCUAGGAUUCCUGGCAAGGCAACCGGCAUGAAUUCAUCAUGGGCACAAUGGCUUUCUGCAUAUUUUAUAAUUCCUCAUAGUAAUCCCAUCUGUUGUCUUCGUCCAUGGAGUUUUCUUGGCAGGGAUACUGGAAUGGCUUGCCGGUUCCAGCUCUAGGUGGAUCACGUUUGGUCAAAACUCUCCACUAUGACCUGUCCAUCUUGGGUGGCCCUGCACGGCAUAGCUCAUAGCUUCUCUGGGUUAUUCAAGCCCCUUCACCACGGCAAGGCAGUGAUCCAUGAAGGGGCUUCACCUUGCCAACAAAGGUCUGUAUCAUUAAAGCUAUGGUUUUCCCAGUAGUGAUGUAUGGAAGUGAGAGCUGGACCAUAAAGAAGGCUGAUCGCCGAAGAAUGGAUGCUUUUAAAUUAUGGUGCUGGAGGGGACUCUUGAGAGUCCCAUGGUCUGCAAGAAGAUCCAACCUCUUCAUUCUGUUUUUUUUAAAAAAAUGAUAUUUAUUGAGAAUUUUAAGGUUACAAAGAAAUAAGAAGGAAGAACCAAGAGGAAAAAAAAGGAAAGAAAAAAGUAGAUAAAAGUAACAAUUAAACAAUACAAAUCAAUAAAAACCAAAGUCAAAAAGAAAAAACAAAACACACAAUACAUCAAAAUCAAAAGGCAAAAAUAAACAAAAAAUUUAAAAACAAAUCCAAUAUUCCCAGAUCCUUAACUGUCAUUACCUUAUUUCAUCGACCUCCUCACACCUCCCUUUUUUGUAUUCUCGUUAUUAAGCAAAUCCUUUCCAUCUUUCACAAUAUUCUGUCAUUAAAUUACCUUAAUCUAUUUUAACCUUAUCUUACCAUAAAAAGUCCUAAAACCUAAAACUUAAAUCUUAUUUAUACCAAAUUCUCUUAACCAUUACAUAUUCUUACAUAAUUCUUUUUAACAUUUCUGCUAAAGCCCAAUAAUUUCAUUCCAACAUUUUUCUAAUACUCAUUAAUUUUACAAUACUUUUCUAAAUGAAUUUUUAAAACUUUCUUCCAAUCUUCAUCCAUCGUCUCUUCUUCCUGGUCUCGGGUUUUGUCAGUCCUUUCUAUCCCAACCCUCUAGUCCAUCAACCUGGUGACCUUAUAUCCGAGGCUCUUAAGUCUCUUCCAUGUCCCUUCCGCAGGUCUUCUUCAUAUUUAUACCUGUACUUUACUUUGUCUUCUGCUCCUUUCACUUGGGGAGACUCCAGCUUGACAAUAUUUUUGUCCCUUCUCGACAAGUCAGCCCCUUUUCCAUAGUCAACACCGAAAUCCACGUGGUAUUUGAAGGCAUGUUUCAAGGCCCCUCCAAAGUUAAGGGCCCCCACAACUCCGAGCUCCCCCCAGCCCAAAGCCAGACUUGAAAAAUCAAAACAUCCCUGCAUAGGGGGGUCCAUCCAGCCCCCCAUCUCCAAGCCAAACAGAACUCCAUCUCUCCAAAUCUGACUUUUUCCAGGUUCAUUCGUCAAAUCCAACAACUCAUGUUCCUGCUGGGCCACAGCUCCCUCCAUCUCUGCCAGCCGAGGUCCAGCAACAGCCUCCUCCUUCAUCUCUCUCUUUUUUUUAUAAGAUAUUUAUUAGGCUUUUUUAAAGUAUUACAAUAAAAAUGAAAAAAAUAAAUAACAAAAAUACAAAAUAAAAAUAGUUAAAAACACACAGAUUUUCCACUGCUUGUUUUCCUUUAGCUUGUUUCCCGGACCUUCUCAUACCUCCCUUUUUUGUAUUCCAGUUCAAUUUGUUGGUUCAGCAAAUCCUUACCCUCUUUAUUUAUCCUAAUCUUUAGUCUUAAAAUAGUAACAUUAAAUUUUUACCUAUUAACAACCCAUUUUUCAUAAUCCCUUAAAGCAUUACAGCUGGAAACCACUUAAUUUCUAUCCAACAUCAUUCUAACAUUCAUUAAUUUUACAAUAAUUCUGUAGAUAGUCUUUGAAUUUCUUCCAAUCUUCUUCCACUGACUCUUCUCCCUGGUCUCGGAUUCUGCCAGUCAUUUCUGCCAGUUCCAUAUAGUCCAUCAGCUUCAUCUGCCAUUCUUCCAGAGUGGGUAGAUCUUGUGUCUUCCAAUACUUUGCAAUGAGUAUUCUUGCUGCUGUUGUGGCAUACAUAAAAAGGUUCUAUCCUUCUUUGGCACCAAUUGGCCGACUAUGCCCAGGAGAAAGGCCUCUGGUUUCUUCAAGAAGGUAUAUUUAAAUACCUUUUUCAGUUCAUUAUAUAUCAUUUCCCAGAAAGCCUUAAUCCUUGGGCACGUCCACCAAAGGUGAAAGAAUGUACCUUCAGUUUCUUUACAUUUCCAACAUUUGUUAUCGGGCAAAUGAUAAAUUUUUGCAAGCUUGACUGGGGUCAUGUACCACUUCAUCUCAUCUGUCAAAGCACAUUCCUGGAUUAAUUCCUGAGUGGAUUCUAUAUAGGUACCCACUGUCUGUCCAAAAUUUCCGAUCGCAACAGUCAUCAAAUCCAUCUUCUCAUGUAACUGUUCCAAUAAAGAACUUGUCUUGCAAAAGGCAAGCACCAGAGCCUCUGAGUACAUUCUUGUUCAAGGUCGAAGUCUGGUCCCACGAUCUUAAUCUAUCACAGCUGCAAAGUUCCCCAGUUCGGUUUUAAUAACAGUUUCACAAGCUCCCUCUAGGGGAAGCAAUUUCUUUUUGCCACCCUCUCCAUUCUGAAGGAAAUCAGCCCUGAGUGCUCACUGGAAGGACAGAUCCUGAAGCUGAGGCUCCAAGACUUUGGCCACCUCAGGAGAAGAGAAGACUCCCUGGAAAAGACCCUGAUGUUGGGAAAGAUGAAGGGCACAAGGAGAAGGGGACAACACAGGACGAGAUGGUGGGACAGUAUUCUCGAAGCUACCAGCAUGAGUUUGACCAAACUGCGGCAGGCAGUGGAAGACAGGAGUGCCUGGCGUGCUCUGGUCCAGGGGGUCACAAAGAGUCGGACACGACUAAACGACUAAACAACAACAACAAAUCCCAUCUGAUCACUACACUCUUUCCAGUCUUCUCUCUCUUUCCCCUCUUCCUUGUCCCACUCCCUCGGCUCUGAGCCUUCUUCCCUUGAGGGUUCAUUGGCUGUUUCCUCCCAACACCCCUCUGCUUCCAACCAGUCUUAUGACACAGGAUAACGCAGAAGGCUGUGGCAAUAAUGUCGAUGGCAAUUUAGAUCCCUAACCAAUUGUGUGUGUCUCUCUCUCUUGCAGAAUGACAUCUCAGAGAAAGAGCAGAGGUGGGGGGCGAAAACCAUCGAGGGCUCCGGCCGCGCAGAGCACAUAGAGUGAGUUAUUGUUUCCUCUCCUCCUGCGGGUUCAAACCUUGAGUAAUGGCCCAGGUGGCUUGUUAAAGCCAUGCAUGCACCAGAGAGAUCAGACCCGGCUCUUUGCUGCUGGGGGGGGGGGGUGUUGGUGGCAGGCCUUGGAAAGUGUGAAGGGAAGCAGCAAAGGCCUCAGGGGGGAAAUUCCAGCAAUUCCAAUUCUAUUUUAAAAAAUCUUUUUCUUUUUUCUCUGAAUCUUUUACCUUUAUCCAUCUAUUACAGGGGUCAGCAAACUUUUUCAGCAUGGGGCCAGUCCACUGUCCCUCAGACCUUGGGGGGUGUGUGUGUGGAAUAUAUUUUGAAAAAAUAUGUAAAUGAAUUCCUAUGCCCCACAAAUAACCCAGAGAUGCAUUUUAAAUAAAAGGACACAUUCUACUCAUGUAAAAAUACACUGAUUCCCGGACCGUCAGCGGGCUGGAUUGAGAAGGCAAUUGGGCCAGAUUUGGCCCCCAGGGCCUUAGUUUGCCUACCCAUGAUAAAUAGUAGAUAAAUAGGCACCGCUCUGGCAGGAAGGUAAAUGGUGUUUCCAUGUGCUGCUCUGGUUCACCAGAAGCGGCUUAGUCAUGCUGGUCACAUGACCCGGAAAAACUGUCUGAGGACAAAUGUCGGCUCCCUCGGCCAGUAAAGCAAGAUGAGCGCCACAACCCCAGAGUCGUCCAGUCGCGGACGACUCUGGGGUUGCAGCGCUCAUCUCGCUUUAUUGGCCAAGGGAGCUGGCGUACAGCUUCUGGGUCAUGUGGCCAGCAUGACUAAGCCGCUUCUGGCGAACCAGAGCAGCGCAUGGAAAUGCCGUUUACCUUCCCGCUGGAGCGGUACCUAUUUAUCCACUUGCACUUUGACGUGCUUUCGAACUGCUAGGUUGGCAGGAGCAGGGACCGAGCAACGGGAGCUCACUCCUUCACGGGGAUUCAAACCGCUGACCUUCUGAUCGGCAAGCCCUAGGCUGUGUGGUUUAACCCACAGCGCCACCUGUGUCCCUUCCCUUUCCCUUUCCCUAUAUAUCAAAUAUAAGAUUAGAUGCCAAUUUAGAAAUUAUUACUAUUAACAGAACUACCAUGCACUUCACCAUAGUGAGGAUUAGACUCAUGGCUGAAACUCUAUGAUUCUAUGAUUCCAUGAGCUUCAGGCAGAGUCCUCCUUCAGACAGAGGACUGUCCCCUGUCAAGAUUGAGCAGACGUCUCUCCUCUGCAAAGUGGGUCCCAGGAACCCAUGGCUGCCCUGUUCUUGAACACGGGUGCAAGAAUCUGCAUGGAAGACUCUGACCCCAGAUGCAGCAGUGCCUUUGGGCUGUGAUUUUAAGCGUUGCAGAAAGCGGCACCUUCUGCACUCUCAGGGCCAGUUGCAGGAGCUGGGCUGGGGUUCCUGUCCUGCGUCACGUCACCUUCAGGGGUUGCCAUGGCAGCGCCUGCUUCUUGCAGGAAAAGGAAGUGGUGUGCGCUCAGCGAGCAGCUUGCCAAAUAAGGGCUUUUGCAGGUCAGCCACAAAUAGAAGAGUCUCCUGGAGAGGAAGGAGACGCUAAUAGGUGCAUUGGCUUGUCUGGGGUCCACCUGGCUGAAGAGAGAUCAUUGACUUACGUUGCACCCAACAUCUGUGUUCCAAUUUGGGGCAGUUUCUCCAGCCAUGUAGGAAUGACAUCUAACUCCUUGUGAUUUGCAGUGACUGGUUCCUUGUUCUGCCCUCAGAAAUCUGAGUGAGCUAAUGGUUUCCUUCCUCUUUCUAAAAUAUCUCUGUAUUCUUAGUUAUUACAGUGGACCUUCCAGAUACGAACUUAAUUCGUCCCCGGGGGUCUGUGGUGACCCCCAAAAGUCCGAAUCCUGAGGCGCAGCUUCUGCACAAGCGCACGGUGCGAUAGAGUGUUUCUGCAUGACUGCAAAGCACGUGGAGCGCUUCUGUGCAUGCGUGCGCGGCGAAACCCGGAAUUACUAUACACUUCUGGGUUUGCCACAUUCGUAACUCGAAAUUAUGACAACAAAGCUAUUGUAACCCGAGGUACCACUGUAUUUAUAUACAGUGGUACCUCUGGAUGCAAACGGGAUCCGUUCCGGAGCCCUGUUUGCAUCCUGAAGCGAACGCAACCCGCGUUCGUGCGUCUGCGCGGGUCGCAAUACGCUGCUUCUGCGCAUGCACGUGAUGUCAUUUUGAGCAUCUUCGCAUGCGCGAGCGGCGAAACCCAGAAGUAAUGCACUCCGUUACUUCCGUGUCGCCGUGGAGCACAACCCAAAUAGGCUUAACCUGAAGCGACUUCAACCCGAGGUAUAUCUGUAUAUAUAAUAUCUAUGAGUUGCUCCUCUAUUUGGACCCAUGUUAGGGCAAAACCGAAAUGUCGCAAAAUAGCAUGCAAGCUUUUGUACUCUCUGGAAAGAGAGAGGGAAAACCAACUCAUUGACAAGAAUUGCAGCUGCACAACAAUGCAACAGAUUGCGCAGAUUAGGUCUCAGUUGCCACAAAGCUCAUCCAGCUGUUUCUUUGGGGUUCAGUGGAUCUGCUGCAUGCUCAAAAUUCUAGUGCCAUUGCAUGGAGGCAAGACGCAAGACCUUCCUUCAGUAGCAUAUAUGAGGAACCUGCUGGACCAGGCCAGUGGCCCAUUUGUUCAGCAUCCUGUUCUUACAGUGGCUGACCAGAUGCCCCAAAGCGAUGCCCACAAUCAGGAUCCGAGCCCAAAAGCCCUCUGCUAUUCAGAAGCAUUGCUGCCCUUCAAACAUGGAGACAGAAUAAAGCCAUACCAGCUAGGAGCCAUGGAUAGUUGUCUCCUCCUCCUCCUCCUCUUUUAUUUAUUUAUUUUGUAUUUAUUAUUGAUAACAAUUUAUUGAUUUUCCAAAAAUAACAAUACACAAAAAAGGGGGGGGGAGAGUUCAGAACCAAAUUAAAGCAUAAAUUUUGAUCGACUUCCCUCCACUCCCCCUCUUGGUUCCAUUAUAAUAUACUUGUUUAUGCCCAUCCAUAAAACCUUAUCUACUUAACAUUCCAGUUUUAAAACCUUCUUCAUCUUAUUACAAGUGACUUUUAAAAGUUAUACUAAUGUCAAAAUCUGUACACAAAGCUUUAAAGAUAUGCUUUAAACUAUUGCCCUUUUUGUAAUAAUUUCUCCUGCACAGUUCAAUAUUUUUUCCGGGUUUUGCUGCUUGCGCAUGCGCAGAAGUGCUCUAUUGCGCUGUGCAUGUGUGCAGAAGCGGCACCUCUGGAUACAGAUUUUUCAGGGUGCGCACGGACCCCCGGAAUGAAUUAAAUUUGUAUCCAGAGGGUCCACUGUACUUUCUGUACCAAGAAAUGCAAACUGACACAGGGUCCUUUCCAACACUACAAAUCUACGAUUUUAUAAAUGCUUGUUAAAUAGCCAACAUCAUUUAAUCUCCCUGAUAACCUGUCAGGGUAUGGGACGCGGGUGGCGCUGUGGGUUAAACCACAGAGCCUAGGACUUGCUGAUCAGAAGGUUGGCGGUUCGAAUCCCCGUGACGGGGUGAGCUCCCGUUGCUCGGUCCCUGCUCCUGCCAACCUAGCAGUUCGAAAGCACGUCAAAGUGCAAGUAGAUAAAUAGGUACCGCUCUGGUGGGAAGGUAAACGGCGUUUCCGUGCGCUGCUCUGGUUCACCAGAAGCGGCUUAGUCAUGCUGGCCACAUGACCCGGAAGCUGUACGCCGGCUCCCUCGGCCAGUAAAGAGAGAUGAGCGCCGCAACCCCAGAGUCGGACACAACUGGACCUAAUAGUCAGGGGCCCCUUUACCUUUUUAUCUUGGGGGGGGGGCAUCUUAAAUGCACAGUGAACCAACUGACAACGUUCCAAAAUAUACAGUCAAGUUGCAUCAUAUGCAGAGGGUUGGUUCUGAGGGUCAUGAGCAUAGCCAAAAUUACCUUUACCUUGGCUGGCAAGUGGGGGGGGGGUAAGCCCCGUAGGGAGCUCCCCCCCUGGGUCUUCACUGCCUCCCCUCACUCUUCCACAUGUGAGCAACCUGUCGAUGGGAGGAGGAGGAGGAGGCAGGCAGGCAGAGAGAGAGAUGAGCGCCGCAACCCCAGGGUCGGCCACGACUGGACCUAAUGGUCGGGGUCCCCUUUACCCUUUAACCUGUCAGGGUGAAAGCUAGAUAAAUGGGCCACGCAGAAGUGACCUCAGUUCUGCCUGCAGGUGGCUGCCCAUUGAACCCAGUAUUUCUAGAGAUGGGAGGGGGGAGUAGAGAAGGGAGCUGCCUUGAAAUGGUCACUGGGGUGGGGGCCAUUCAGCCCUGCCUCCUUUUUCAAACUCCCCCUUUGUGCUUUGACUCUGCAGCAUCCACAAGCUCAGGAGCAAAGUGUCUGAGGAACAUGAAGUUCUCAAGAAGAAGGAGUUGGAGGCAGCGCCCAAGGCAUCCUACGGUUACGGGGGCAAAUUUGGCACGGAGAAGGACCGCAUGGACAAGGUGCAAAAGGGGGAGGGGGCUGUUCUUUGGAUGCUGCUAAGGUUUCGGGUUUGUUCGUGUAUUUUGUGUGUGUGUAUCCAAGAAGCUAAGGGACGUGGGUAGCGCUGUGGUCUAAACCGCAGAGCCUAGGGCUUGCCGAUCAGAAGGUCGGCGGUUCGAAUCCCCGCAACGGGGUGAGCUCCCGUUGCUUGGUCCCUGCUCCUGCCAACCUAGCUGUUCGAAAGCACACCGGUGCAAGUAGAUAAAUAGGUACCGCUCCAGCGGGAAGGUAAACAGCGUUUCUGUGCACUGCUCUGGUUCGCCAGAAGCGGCUUAGUCAUGCUGGCCACAUGACCCGGAAGCUGUAUGCCGGCUCCCUCGGCCAGUAAAGCGAGAUGAGUGCCGCAACCCCAGAGUCAUCCACGACUGGACCUAGCUGUCAGGGGUCCCUUUACCUUUAUCCAAGAAGCAAGGGCCCAUUUUUCACGGUAGUAAGCUGGACCCGCACCCUCACCUCUGUUUGGUGUUUAAAAUAUUUAUUUCUUAAUUUGGGGGUCAAAAAAUUAGGGGUCGUCUUAUACAUAGAAAAAUAUGGUACCUCCUCUUUGCAAGACAGCUUUGUCACGUCUGCAAGUGGGCAGUGUGGGGCUCGCUGACUGCUGCCGACAACACCCCCCUUUGGAGUUGUCAUCAUCAUGACGUCAGGUGAUUAACAUCGGGGGCCUCCGUCACCUGUCAAAGUGGUUUGCAGGGAGGGGUGGGGAGCUGACCAACCAACCAAACAGGCCACCCUCGGAAUUAUCUGCCCAGAAUUAUCUGGCAGGAUUUGACACCGCGCUGUCUUGAUUUCCCAGAGUGCUCUGGGCCAUGAGUAUGUUGCGGAAGUGGGAAUGCACUCGUCUCAGACAGAUGCGGCCAAAGGCUUCGGAGGGAAGUACGGGGUGCAGAGGGACCGAGCAGACAAGGUGAGUGUUGAAGUCCCAUUGUGUUUACCUUUGAUAUCUGCUGCCAGGGCGUUCCACGGGGGGGGGGGGGGCGCCACCACCGAGAAGGCCCUCUGCCUGGUUCCCUGUAACUUGGCUUCUCGCAGUGAGGGAACUGCCAGAAGGCCCUCGGCGCUGGACCUCAGCGUCCGGGCAGAACGAUGGGGGUGGAGAUGCUCCUUCAGGUAUACUGGACCAAGGCCGUUUAGGGCUUUCAAGGUCAGCACCAACACUUUGAAUUGUGCCCGGAAACAUACUGGGAGCCAAUGAAGGUCUUUCAGAACCGAUGUUAUGUGGUCUUGGUGGCUGCUCCCAGUCACCAGAAUAGCUGCCGCAUUCUGGAUUAGUUGUAGUUUCUGGGUCACCUUCAAAGGGAGCCCCACAUAGAGCGCAUGGCAGUAGUCCAAGCGAGAGACAACCAGAGCAUGCACCACUCUGGCGAGACAGUCUGCGGGCAGGGAGGGUCUCAUCCUGCAUACCAGAUGGAGCUGGCUGACAGCUGCCCUGGACACAGAAUGGACCUGCGUCUUCAUGGACAGCUGUGGGUCCAAAAUGACCCCCAAGCUGAGCACCUGGUCCUUCAGGGGCACAGUUACCCCAUGCAGGACCAGGGAGUCCCCCCCACCUGCCCAACCCCUGUCCCCCAACAACAACCUCAAUCCAUUAACCACCAUCCAUCCUCUAACUGCGUCCAGACACUUUCCAGACAUUUUAUGAUUCUUUGAAUCUCAUUCUGUGCCUCUGCAACCCCAACUCUAGGUUACUGCUAGGCUGAGGGAUCGUGACACUGGCCUGCCCCACUCAUAGCACAUUGAUUGCAAGCUCUUGGGGGUAGAGAGCUGUCCUUUUUAUUUCCUUGUGUUGUUCUCUGUGGGUCUUUAUAUGUACCUAUAACAACAACAACUUUUCUCACCUUCUGCUCCCCACAGUCGGCUCUCGGUUUUGAGUACAAGGGCGAAGUUGAGAUGCACACCUCCCAGAAAGGUAAGGUUGGAGAGAUUCCUGCUGCUUCCUCUCAUUCUCCCCUUCCCCCCUUAAUUUUUUUGUUUUUCAGAAAACGUUGCAGAGCUGCAUCACAAAAUUUGGAGAAGUGUGAUUUUCAAAGGGCGUUUGUGUUUUGGUUUGCGUCUUGGUUCAGGAAAUGCGAACAGCCAAACAGAUUCCUAUCCCUGGUGUCUGACUGCAGCCAUCCCUCUGCCUCUCUCUCCAUGUGCUCCAAGGCCUCUGGAGAGGGAAGGUGCAUUUUGAGCAUGUGGAGAAGCACAGGGGACCACAUUUGUCCAUGGCUGUAGGGCAGGCUGGAGCAUGACGAUAGAUGCACACAGAGCUAUGCGCCAGAAGGCAGUGCAAAAGAACGUUGUCUCCUACUGGAGUUCAGCCCACCAUGAAACGCAGAGAGCAUUCUCUCUUUUAAGCAUUUGGUGCUCCACACUUUAGCCAUAAAGACUUCCAGAAUGUCUUACACACAGUCAGAACAAGACAGUCCCUACCUGCAGGCUCACAGUCUAAAAAACAACAACACACGAGGGGAAAUGGGCAGGAAGGGAAGAGGAAAACAAAAACCCAGUCACCAGUUUCUUUUUUUUCAUUUUAAAUUUUUAUUACAAAUUUCAACACAGUAAUUUUAAAAAAUACAUCCUCCACAUUGUUUCCCCCCUCCAUUUCCCCUCCCCCCUAAACAGAACCCCCCCCCGACUUUCCUCAGCUCCUUUCUCAACACAUUUUUCUAUCUGCAUGUUAUAAAAUUGCAAAGAUCCUCAAAUUAUCUAUCUAUGUAAUAUAAUACAAAGUUUGUGAAUGUUUAUUCAAAACCUUCCGAAGAGUCCAGUUCAUUUUGUUGCUUCUUCAAAUAUUUCGUAAAAGGUUCCCAUUCAUCUUUGAAGUCACAGUUAUCCUUGUCACGUAGGUUGUGUGUCAAUUUUGCCAAUUCCGCAUAGUCCAUCAGUUUUUCUUGCCAAAGUUCUUUCGUCGGGAUUUCCUCAUUCUUCCAUCCUUGUGCUAUUAAGACUCUUGCCGCCGUUGUCGCAUACAUAAAAAUGUUUUUUAGUUUCUUUGGCAGGUCUUUCCCCACAAUCCCUAAUAAAAAAGCUUCAGGCUUUUUCACAAAUGUUAAAUGAAACAUUUAACUCAUUAUAUAUCAUUUUCCAAAACAUUUUAAUUUUGCUACAAUCCCACCACAUAUGGUAAAAAGUCCCUUCUUUUUCCUUACAUCUCCAACACACAUUUGAGCCAGUUUUAUACAUUUCCCCUAAUUGUACUGGUGCCCAGUCACCAGUUUCUAAACAGCUGUUCCUAUAAGACUGUUGGACUGCGCCUCCUUCCAGCAACUCCUGGUGACGAACAUAUCACUCUGUUUUUCUUUCGCCCACAUCAACAAGGAGGAGAGGAGAGUCUUGUCAUCUGGGGAGCCCAGGACUUCCCAACACAAUGCCCAGGCUUGCACCCCAGGGAAGUGACUUUGGUCACUUUGGCUGCUAAUGCAGCAGUUUGGCUUCACUCCCAGAGGUGCACUCCAUUGCCUCUUGAGAGCUGAGCCUUCAGCAAAGGUGAUGAAAUGCGCUUUUUGCUUCCCAUCUCUCUUCUUCUGAGGCAUCCUGAGAGCCCCACGGUGGCCGCUGAGGGGAGAGGAUGCCUGAUGGGGCUGGCCUGUUUCAGCAGAGCUCAUGGCGGGAGUUCUGCUUCCCAGCUCCAUCUCACUCAUGCCACUUCUGCUGAGAUGGCCCAGCUCUUGUGGGUUGGAGCUGUUUCUGUUGGAUCAACCCAUCACCAUCUGAUGGAUGAUUUAGAAGGAUUGGAUCCGGCACCGCUUUCGCUGUGCGUGUGUGCCAGUAUCCGCACUCAGCAGUUACAUCUCAACACAGCUCCUUCCUUGGAAGCAUCUUCUGGGUUGAAGGUACACACAGGAGGCAAUUGUGCUGGGCCCGGGGGUUAACCCGAGCAACGCGCUCCAGGUCCGGUCCUGAAUCCAAGGAUUCCACGAGGAGUCAGUCCAACCGGGCCAAGGCAGGAAACCAGGAUAGGUCAGGCACAGGGUAACAGACAGGUAGCAGCAAUGCUGCUCCCGCAACCUGGGGCGGGGUCCGGCAGCCUUUUAUCUCUGACGGGGUAACGGCUGGUUCUGAUCCCCCGGUGACUCACCUCCCUGUUUUGCCCGAAGGUGAGCACUCCUCCUGCAAGUAUUCAGGUCUCUCCUUCUCUCAGACCUCAGUCUCUGCAGCUCGGGAGACGUCGGUGAGUUACUAGACCCAGAGGCCGCCUCAGCCUCCCCUGACCCAACCGGUAGUGGAGCAGCUGUAAGUGAUGGCCCAGCUGGAGGCAACGAGGUCAUCCCCGUGUCUGGAGCCAGGGCAGGUUUAGGCCCCUGAUUUGGCCCAGCUGGUGUUUGCUGCAGGGGAACCUGUGCAGACUGGGACUCUUCAGGAUCAAGCCCCAGACUGGGUUCAGAUGCCGCCUGAGGCAAAGGAUCCGGUGCAGACUGAGACUCCUCUGGCUCCUAGUCUGAACCCAAGUCCCAGGCCAUCACAGCAAUAAACACUCAUGGAUGCCAUAAAGAUUCAGUCAAGUGUAGAAGUUUACUUGACAGGCAAAUAUUGGUAGCAAAUAUAUAUAGACAUUCACCACUGCUGUGGUCAAGGCAUGCUUAGAGUCCAACAAGAGUCCAAGACUCUUUUUCUCUCACUGCAAGGAGCAAGCAAGAGACUCACAACUUAUGACAAGUUACACAGAACAGUUGUUACCCACUGCACAUGUCCAAAGAACAGUUCCCACAGAAAACACCCUUGCAUAGACAGGACAAUCUCAGCCUUCUACUGCUUCUUGAAACGUCUUCUCUGUUUCUGGAACAAAUGAUUCGCCCACACACAGAGAGAGAAUAUCCAACAGUGUCUGCAACUCUCUGAAAUUCACUAGGUUUCACCUCCUUGCAGAUUAUGCCGUUGGUUUUGGGGGCAAGUAUGGUGUGCAAAAGGACCGCCAAGACAAAUCUGCCCUGAGCUGGUCACACAAAGAGGAAUCGAAACCCCAUGAGUCCCAGACAGGUGGGUGUUGAAUGCCUCCCGGUUCAGAGAACGAUGUGAGUGGAGCUCUUGGAAAGAGACAAGCAAGCCUUCAUCGUGUUGUUUAGCCCAGCCUUCCCCAACUUGGUGAAGUCCAGGGAUUGCUAAACUCCAUCAUCCCUGGCUCUUGGCCAUGCAGGCUACGGGGAGUUGGGGUGCAAUUACAUCUGGAGGACACCUGGCUGUGGAAGGCUGGAGUCCUGUGUUUGAGAAGGAUAUUGGCAAGCUGGGAGAUGUGCAGAGGAGGGCGACCAGGAUGGUCGAGGGUCUGGAAACCCAGCCUGAUGAGGAAUGGUUGAGGGAGCUGGGUAUGUUUAGCCUGGAAAAGAGGAGGCUGAGAGAUAGGAGCCAAAGAUCUGAAGGGUUGUCCCAUGGAAGAUGGAGCAAGCUUGUUUUCUGCUGCUCCAGAGGACUCCCAAACCAAUGCUUUCAAAUGACAAGAAAUGAGAUUCUGUGGAACAUUAGGAAGAACUUUCUGACAGUAAGAGAUUUUUGACAGUGGGACGGACUCUCCCUCAGAAGGUGGUGGACUAUCCUACCUUGGCGGUUUCUAAACAGAGGUUGGAUAGGUAUCUGUCAGGACUACCUUAGCUGUGAUUCCUGCAUUGCAGGGGGUUGGUGAUGACCCUUGAGUCUAAUAAUAAUAAUAAUAAUAAUAAUAAUAAUAAAUUUAUUAUUUAUACCCCACCCAUAUGGCUGGGUUUCCCCAGCCACUCUGGGCGGCUUCCAACCGAAUAUUAAAACAAUACAGCAAUUAAAAACAAUUUUAUGAUUCUCUGUUAACUAUCCAUAGCUCAGUUAUUGGGGAACAGAGGCUGCUAACCUCCAAACCACAGGCAUGAAGUGCCCCCCCAUGCACAUUUCCUUCCCAUCCCACUAUUUUGGGCACCCCUUGAAUCCCAGGUGAGGGAAACCGAUGCUGUUGUGUCUUGGUGCUGCUUGUGAGCUUCCCAACUUGGGCGCCUGAUUGGCCACCAUGAGAACCAUGGAUCCAGCAGCCAAGAUCUUCUGAUGUGGUGCAGACCACGGAGCAAAAUGGGGUCAGCUCUUUCAUCUUUCUGAAAUUCACUCAUCCCCCUUGCAGAUUACUCCGUUGGCUUUGGGGGCAAGUACGGUGUGCAAAAGGACCGCCAAGACAAAUCUGCCCUGAGCUGGUCACACAGGGAGGAAUUGAAACCCCAUGAGUCCCAGACAGGUGGGUGUUGAAUGCCUCCCGGUUAAGAGAAUGAUGUGGGGUGGGGUGGGGAGGGGGUUAAGCCCCUGGAAGAGGCUGUCAAAUGUAUAGAGCCCAUCAUGGAGAUGGGCUUGCCUUUGCUGAAAGGCUCCUGUGGCUUGGUUUCUGGAGGGCCAUUCAUUUCCUCCCUUUCCCCCCUUCCCACAUUGCAGAUCAUGCCAAGGGAUUUGGGGGCCGCUAUGGGGUGCAGAAGGACCGGGUGGACAAGGUAAGCAGAGCUCGCCCCUCCACCCUCCAACAAAGGCCCUCUAUGGGGCAAAUAAUCCAUGCUGAUAAGAUCCUGUGAGCACCCAUGAUUGACCUUCUCAGAGUCUGGUUCUGGGAGGGAAUGAUGCGCAGCCUCUUGUGGCAAGACCUCCUGCAUGGAGGUGAGGAACAUGUGGCAUCUCUGUCCUGGCCAGCUGGGUGUACUGUGGACCUCUCUUUGCAGAGCGCUGCUGGUUUCAACGAGAUGGAAGCUCCAACUUCCUCGUAUGAGAAGACAACGCCUGUGGAGGCCGGUAAGUCUUUUCCCUGGCCAACCUGUCAAGGUCAGUGGGUCGAUGCUCACAAUGAUCCAUGAGUGAUGUUGGAAAACCCCUAGGAAUCGAGACCCCCUAGUUGCUGAAAGGGAGCUAUUUGCACCAGAGCCUUAGCAAGCCAUCCAUAGAGGGUAGGUGCCUCUAAGUGCCUCCUGCACUACAGGCUCUAGACUGAGCUAGGGACUGGAGAAGGUGCCCCCCCAAGUCCCACCAACUCUACGAUCCACUAUAAGGUCAAGUUGCAUCAUACAUGCAUUUUGCUUCAGAGAAUUCAGCCAUACACGCUUGGCUGCAGCUCCAUUCUAGAUCCAUUCCAGCCUUUUUCUUCUGCCUUCAUCUCUCUCUCUCUGCCUGCCUGCCUCCUCCUCCUCCCAUCGACAGCUUGCUCACAUGUGGAAGAGUGAGGGGAGGCAGUGAAGACCCGGGGGGGGGGAGCUCCCUACGGGGCUUACCCCCCCCAUUUGCCAGCCAAGGUAAAGGUAAUUUUGGCUAUGCUCAUGACCCUCAGAACCAACUCUCUGCAUAUGAUGCAACUUGACUGUAUAUUUUGGAACGUUGUCGGUUGGUUCACUGUGCAUUUAAGAUGCAUCCCCCCAAGAUAAAAAGGUAAAGGGGCCCCUGACCAUUAGGUCCAGUUGUGUCCGACUCUGGGGUUGCGGCGCUCAUCUCGCUUUACUGGCCGAGGGAGCCGGCGUACAGCUUCCGGGUCAUGUGGCCAGCAUGACUAAGCCGCUUCUGGCGAACCAGAGCAGCUCACGGAAACACCGUUUACCUUCCCGCCGGAGCGGUACCUAUUUAUCUACUUGCACUUUGACGUGCUUUCGAACUGCUAGGUUGGCAGGAGCAGGGACCGAGCAACGGGAGCUCACCCCGUCGCGGGGAUUCGAACUGCUGACCUUCUGAUCGGCAAGUCCUAGGCUCUGUGGUUUAACCCACAGCGCCACCCGCGUCCCUGGUACAACUGUAUAGCCUCCUGCAAAAGUCAAUGCACUUUGCUUCUGGAACCCCUAGAUGGGCCCAUGUUGUAGUCCUAGGCGCCUGCCUCUCCUGUGGCCCUUCGCGACAGAAGUUGCCUUGAGUUGAAGCCACCCACUGCGCCACCCGCGUCCCUAGAUAUCAUGUCUCCCAAGAUAUCGUAACCCAAUUUUGCAUGACAGUUCUUGAGAUUAAGGAGCAGGUUUCCACCUUCCUUUGGAUAAAACCGAGUCCCAUUCUGAAUCAAGAUGGCGGACUGAACCUUUCAAAAUUAAUUUUAACCACUGAUCUUGAAGCUGCACUGACUUCAAAACUGCACUGAUUUCUUGUGUCUCUUUGAAUUCCUGUGCUGUGUUGGGUACGAGGCUAUUAGUUUUAUAACAAACUGUGUUAUUCAGUGGGUGGGUGGGUGGAGGCCCCCACUGCCAAGUCUUCACCCUGCCCCUUGUCAUUGUCACCAGCUUCUGCUGGAGCAGGUAACCUGAGGCAGCGGUUCGAGAGCAUGGCCAAGUCAGCCGAGGAAGACAACCGGAAGAGGGCAGAGGAGGAGCGCGCGCGUCGCCAGGCCCGGGAGAAGCAGGAGCGCCAGGCAGCCCAGAAGCAGCUGCAGGAGCAGGAGGAACAACGGGAACAGGAGCAGGAGGUGAGGCCGGAAUUGGAUAGAUCUAAAGGAUCUAAAGGUAAUUGGAUAGAUCUAAAGGAUCUAAAGGAUCUGGGAUGCGGGUGGCACUGUGGGUUAAACCACAGAGCCUAGGACUUGCCAAUCAGAAGGUCGGCGGUUCGAAUCCCUGCGACGGGGUGAGCUCCCGUUGCUCGGUCCCUGCUCCUGCCAACCUAGCAGUUCAAAAGCACAUCAGAGUGCAAGUAGAUAAAUAGGUACCACUCCAGCGAGAAGAUAAACGGCGUUUCCAUGCGCUGCUCUGGUUCGCCAGAAGCGGCUUAGUCAUGCUGGCCACAUGACCCGGAAGCUGUACGCCGGCUCCCUCGGCCAGUAAAGCGAGAUGAGCACCGCAACUCGAGUUGGUCACGACUGGACCUAAUGGUCAGGGGUCCCUUUACCCUUUACCUUUAAAGGAUCUAAUGAUUCUUUUUUAAGAGCAGGCGCACCACUGCCUCCUUCAAUUCCCCUGGGAAUGUCCCGGUGCCAAGGGACAAAUUGAUGAUAUCCCCUGGGGGGGCCGCACCUCAUCUGGACACGCUCUAAUCUGCCAGGACGGGCACGGGUCAAGAGGACAGGUGGUGGGCUUUCCAGCUCGGAGGAGUCUGUCCGCAUUGGCUGGGGAUAUCCGGUCAAAGUGGUCCAAUACUGGACCCGAGGACAUUCAAACUAUAUCCUUGUUCUUCCUGUGUAUGGCAAUUAUUCUGUCCGUGUUGUUUCUUCCUGUCCUUGUAAAAUAUUAUGUCUAUCUUUUCCCGGUUGUUGCUGUUCUCCAUCAUGCCUUGGGCGGAGCUGUUAUCCCAUUUUAAACUCCUGCCUUUUAUAUGUUUCCAGCUUUUUGUAUCUUACCUGAUCUGUAUAAGCUGCCUUGAGUCCACUCUCUGGGAAGAAGGCAGGAUAUACAGUAUGAUAAUAAUAAUAAUAAUAAUAAUAAUAAUAGUUUUAUUUAAUGUUAUCCUUUCAGGAACCCCAGAGAAGUGAGGAGCCAAGGAGCAAGGCUCCAGCCCCCAGACUCUCGCCAGGGCCCAUGAAAGUGGGCAGAGAGGACAUUGGCUUGCCCCCUGUGCCACCGCCAGCCCCUGAGCACCAGGUAAGGGCUCACUCGUGCCCAAGAUGGCGAUGCUUUGGGGAACACCAAUGGAGAGGUGCCACCCAAGAGAUGAAAUGUAAAGAUGCAAAGUUUAAUUUUGUAAACCAUCAGACUGGAGGGAGGGAAGCCGUUAGGCUCAGUUGAGCCAAAGAGAUAAAAUAAGAGGGUACGGUGUUACGCAAUGUGACUAUAUGUAAAACCAAUAAAAAUCAUUUAAAAAUAAAAAAAAUACAGUGGUACCUCUGGAUGCGAAUGGGAUCCGUUCCGGAGCCCCGUUCUCAUCCAGAAGUGAAUGCAACCUGCGUCCACACGUCGCCGCUUCUGCCCAUGCGCGUGAUGUCAUUUUGACCAUCUGCACAUGCGCGAGCAGCAAAACCCGGAAGUAACAUGCUCCGUUACUUGCGGGUUGCCACAGCACGCAACCCAAUAAAACUUAUCCCAAAGCUACUUCAACCCGAGGUAUGACGGUAAACUUAGGUGAAUCAGUUUGAGCUGGCAGGGCUCUCAUUUUCCUCCCCAUAUUCCCCAUGCCCAGACAGCGCCAGAGGAGGAAGAGGAAGAGGAACCCCCUCCAGCUCUUCCUCCACGGAGCCUGCUCUGGGGCGAGGGCAUUGCAGAGCCACCCAAGCCAUCUUACGUGCCGCCGCCACCACCACCGCCUGCAGACAUAGAAAGCCAGGACUACGGCGGUGACUAUGAGGAAGUCGGGGGGCCCUUGGACCACCAGGAGCCUCCCAGCUUGGAUGAGGAUUACGCCGAUGGUGGGGACUACGAGGAGAUGCCAGGUGGCCUUGAUGGGGACGAAACCAUCUACGACAAUGCUCUGGACGCCGCCCAGGAGGACUACGAGGAAAUCCCAGAUCAGGUUCUCAGCAACCGUGGGGGAGUGCCCUUGGCAGGUGAGAAAAAGGGGGGCAUCCUACCUGGGGGUGCCGCCAUUGGGGAGAAUAAUAAUAAUAAUACAGUGGUACCUCUACUUACAAGGCACGUGGGUGGUGCUGUGGUCUAAACCACAGAGCCUAGGACUUGCCGAUCAGAAGCUGGGCGGUUCGAAUUUCCAUGACGGGGUGAGCUCCCGUUGCUCUGUCCCAGCUCCUGCCAACCUAGCAGUUCGAAAGCACGUCAAAGUGCAAGUAGAUAAAUAGGUACCACUCUGGCGGGAAGGUAAACGGCGUUUCCGUGCGCUGCUCUGGUUCGCCAGAAGUGGCUUAGUUAUGCUGGCCACAUGACCCGGAAGCUGUACACUGGCUCCCUCGGCCAGUAAAGCGAGAUGAGCGCCGCAACCCCAGAGUCGUCCACAACUGGACCUAAUGGUCAAGGGUCCCUUUACCUUUACCUCUACUUACACACGCACCUCUGGUUAUGUAUCCUUCGGGAUACACACACGGCAUUCCUAGAAGUAUUUUUCCGGGUUUCUACCAUGCCGUGCGCAUGCACAGAACAGUCACUUUCAGUUGCGAAAACCUCAGGAUCCGACCGGAGCUCCAGAACGGAUCCUGUCUGCAACUGGAGGUACCACUGUAAUAAAUUAUGUAUACCCCACCCAUCUGGCUGGGUUUCCCCAGCAACUCUAGGCAGCUCCCAACAAAAUAUUAAAAAUACAAAAAACCCCAGACAUUAAAAACUUCCCUAAACAGGGCUGCCUUCAGUUGUCUUCUAAAAGUCUGGUAGUUGUUGUUCUCUUUGACAUCUGGUGGGAGGGCGUUCCACAGGGCGGGCGCCACCACCGAGAAGGCCCUCUGCCUGGUUCCCUGUAACCUCACUUCUCGGAGGGAGGGAACUGCCAGAAGGCCCUCAGAGCUGGACCUCCAUGUCCGGGCUGAACGAUGGGGGUGGGCAGUGCUUUUUUUCUAAUAAAAUGUUUAGCGGUCCUGUCAUUUCCCUACUCAUAAUGAACUACUGCCCCUCAAUAAGACCAAACUUAGAUUCACAAAAUAUUUAGGGUACCCCUGCAUACCCCCAGGGAAAAGCACUGGGGGUGGGACUUCUGCAUGCAGAGCAGGUGUCCUGCAACUCAGCUGUAGCUCUUCCCAUGGAUAUUUGCUUGCUGCCCUUCAUCCAAAGAUCUCAGGGUGGUUGAACAAGGAAAAAAAGAGGGAAUAAAUCCUACAUCAUAGAAAAAGAACAAAACUAAACUAUAACCUCACCUGUCCCACAAACACAUUCAAAAGGCUGCAGAAUAUUAAUCAGUCAAAGGCUUGGUUGAAGAGGAACGUUGUUUGCCUAGCAUCUAAAGAUAGGCAAUGAAGGCGCCAGGCAAGCCUCCCUGGGGAGAGCAUUGCACAGACGGGGAGCCACUGCAGAGAAGACCCUGUUCUCGUGUUGCCACCCUCCGGACCUCUCAAGGAGGAGGCACAGAAAGGAGGGCCUAGAAGAUGGUCUUAGGGAGAUGAGCUGGAUUUUUGUAGUUGGAGUCAUAGUGCUUCUGUUUAAAGGUUCAUGUUUCAACUAAGAGUUAACGAUACAUACUUUUCACUUGCUCUCUUCUGCUUGUAAAGAUUUUAAGAUGCUUUUAAGGUGAAGGAGACAGAAGAGUUAUUUGUUAAAUAACAGCCUUUUUAGUAAGUUAGUGAUGAAGUACAAACGCCUCCUCUACAGAUGGUGGGUUAAGGCAUUCAAGUGCACUAUUGUAAAGGGUUUGUUUGCCCAAUGUUUACUCUGUUUGCCUUACACAAAAUGAAGACUCUUGUCCCAUAAGAAACUGCUAGCGAUUAAUGCCAUGCAGCAAGCCCACUACUUGGAAAGUGCUGUUUAUUGCCUUGCAAGUGGAGAGGCGUGAAAGUGCUUUUCUGAUUAUGCAUUGUCCUUAACAAGGAUCUAGCACUUGAAAGUAAAAUGGAUGUGUGUUGCAUUCAAAUGGAAAUAAAAUAGAUUGCAUAUAAAAAAAAGGGGGAGGGAGAGAGAAAGAAGAUAAUAAUAAUAAUAAUAAUAAUAAUAAUAAUAAUAAUAUUUUAUUUAUAUCCUGCCCUCCCCAGCCAAAGCCGGGCUCAGAGCAGCUAACAACAGUAAAAUAAUACAGCAUUUUAAAAUCAAUUCAUUAUAAAAUCAGUUCAAAUCAAAUUAGUGGCAACCAUUGGGCUAGAGUUCUGUGAGGAUUGCCAAAGGAGGGAGUCAGGCUGUGCCCUGGCCAAAGGCCUGGUGGAACAGCUCUGUUUUGCAAGCCCUUUUGAAGAUGUCAAGUCCUGCAGGGCCCUAGUCUCUUGUUCCACCAGAUCGGGGCCACGGCUGAAAAGGCCCUGGCUCUGGUUGAGGCCAGCCUAACCUCCCUGUGGCCCGGGACUUCCAAGAUGUUUUUGUUUGAAGACCGUAAGGUCCUCCGUGGGACAUACCAGGAGAGGCAGUCCCGUAGGUACGAGGGUCCUAGGCUGUAUAGGGCUUUAAAGGUUAAAACCAGCACCUUGAACCUGAUCCUGUACUCCACCGGGCGGCAGUGCAGCUGGUAUAGCAGUGGGUGAAUGUGAUCCCAUAGCAAGGACCCCGUAAGGAGUCUCACCGCAGCAUUCUGCACUCACUGGAGUUUCUGGGUCAGUCUCAAGGGCAGCCCCACGAAGAGCGAAUUACAAUAAUCCAGUCUGGAGGUGACCGUCGCGUGGAUCACAGUGGCUAGGUCAGGGCGAGAGAGAUAAGGAGCCAACUGCUUAGCUUGGCGGAGAUGAAAAAAUGCUGCCUCGUUAUAUAGCUGCAAUCUGCGCCUCCAUGUAAUAUACAUUGCCAUAAUCUAACCUAGAGAGGAUAGCAGUGCAGCUGAGGUGGUGGUGGGGGGCAAAUGGAGGGCUGCCUUUGAAUGCACCUGGCCAGGUAAGUGCCUGGGGUGUCCUUCCACGCUUGCUGCAAGUUAGCUUACCCCACCUUCUUCCCUUGCAGGAGCGAGCCAGGCAGGGCUGUGUGCUCGAGCCCUCUACGAUUACCAGGGAGGUGAGUCAAAUGUUUUGCAUCCGUUUGGGGCUUGGGAUGUGAGGGUGGUGGGGGUGGAGUUCUGGAUAGAUCACCCACAGCAGACACCAUAGAAUCACAGAAUGGUAGAGUUGCAGGGGACUCCAGGGGCGUAUCUAGUCCAACCCCCCCUUAAUACAAUAUUGUCAUGGAGAGGUUGUUGAGAAGAGGAGAUAAAUGGCUAUAUUAUAUUUGGGGGAGGGUUCCCUGGGGUUCGGAAAGUCAGGGGCAGGAGGAGUGGGGUCUUUUUUUAUUUCAUAAAAUGUACACCCUACUUGAUUGUCAGAAAACCUCAGAGCGGUUUGCAAAAAAGGAUACUAAACUUAUCAGUUGUCAGCAAUAAUUCCAGACAUUCGAGAUAAGCAUAGACUAAAAACAGGUGAAAACUCACACCAACUUUCUAAGCAAAGGGGUAGGCUUGUCUAAACAGUUUUUAGCAGGCAUACAGUGAAGGCACCUGCCUGAGAUCAAUAGGCGGGGAGUUCCAAAGAUAUAUAAAUGGGUAUCAUGCGAUACCAGUAGCAGUGCCAGUUCUGCCAAUCUACACAAGUGGGCACAUGUGGGGCAAGGCGAUCUCGCAGGUAAACUGGUCCCAAGUUGUUAAGGGCUUUAUAUGUUAAUAGUAACACCUUGAACCUGUCCUGAUAGCAAAUUGGCAACUCUGAGUAAUCCAGCCUUAAAGUAAGCAAGGCACAAACUGCUGCAGCCAGACUUUCCUGAUGCAGGAAUGGUUGCAGCUGUCAAGUGAUGCAUCACAGGCGUAUAUUAUGGGUUGGCACCUGCAGGUCCCCAAAAAGAGCAAGCUUGGUGCACGUCCAGGAGCAAAACUACAUGGGUUCAGGGUGGGCUUUGUACUUGGAAAGACGGGGGUGGGGGGGCAGACUGAUACAAUGGAGAGACAAUUGGUACAACCAAGACCCCCCUUCUGUCUUCUUCUUCUUUGGCGAUCCCUUGUAGCCAAGUAAGAUUGUCUUCCAUAAACAUGGUUUUAACAAUGAGUCCAUAAGUGACUGUGGAGGCCAAUUCUGGAUCCACACGUCCUUCCACAGUGGGGACAUUGGUUCCCGGGCGGGAGUUGAUCCUGGUGUGGAUUUGCCAAGUGUGCCUUCCUCUUAGCACGUUUCUCCCUUGUGUCCUGAGUUCGAGUGUCUUCAAAGCCCAUGACACCUUUGGCAAAGGCUGUUCUCCAACUGGAGCGCUUGCAGGCCAGUGUUUCCCAAUUGUUGGUGUGUAUACAACAUUUUUUAGAUUUGCCUUGAGAGAGUCUUUAAACCUCUUUUGUUGACCGCCAGCAUUACGUUUUCCAUUUUUAAGUUCAGAAUAGAGUAGUUGCUUUGGAAGACGAUCAUCAGGCAUCCGCCCAACACGACCAGUCCAACGAAGUUGAUGUUGAGGAGUCAUUGCUUUGACACUUCUGUAACCCUGCUGUGGUACCCACACCGCUGCUUGGGAGAGGAGGGAAUCCCUCCUGACUGACCCACCCUCUUUUCCCCUUCCCCUUUCGUCAGAUGGGGACGAUGAGAUUUCCUUCGACCCUGGAGACACCAUCACGGACAUCGAGCAAGUCGACGAAGGCUGGUGGCGCGGAUCCUGCCAUGGGAGGCAUGGCCUGUUCCCAGCCAAUUAUGUGGAGCUGCUGCCUUGA